GUGAGGGUUUGCUGUCACUGUGUGCUCUGGGAACGUGGACAGAGAGACUGACUAUAGCAGGUAAUGUAUAUACAGAGUCAUCAAACAGGAAACACAGCCACACUGAAUUAAAGGGAAAUAUUAAAUGUUAAUCACAUCCAUGCACUGUAGGAAAGGCUGCCUGUGCUGUAAUAAUAAUAAUAAUAAUGAGAUAUAUGAGCAUGAGGAGUCCUAACUCCUUGUCAUUAUUCCCCAGGAAUAUUCAUAGAAUAGAAAUAUAUGGAGUUUUAGUGGGCAGACAUGUAUCUGAAUCAUAAAUACAGCACUACAUAUGUGUAACAUAAAUCAGGGAUAUGAUAUGCACAUAAUUAAAGUGGUUAUGGUUGCUGGCAUUGUGCCCCCAUAUGACUUCUUCCUUUUUUUAAAUGUAUUUUUUUUUUUUUUUUAUUGUUUUGGUAAUUCUUUAUUUUUGACGUGCAUCGAAGGAUUAUAAGCCACAGAGAUUAAUAUCCAGCAGAGAAUGUGAUAUUAUUAUUAUGUUAUUAUUUAUAUAGCGCCAUCACAUUCCGUAGCGCUGUACGUAUUAAAGGAAAACAAGAUUAUUACAAGGCAUACAAAUGGUCAGAGGAAGAGAAUGUAGAGGGGAGAGAAGGUCCCCUCGUUGUAUUUUGCAUUUUUGUUUUUUUUCUGUUUCACAUUGAGGAUGUACUGUAAUGUCUGUCUAUAGUAAAAGGCUGUCCUUAAAGCUUUUCAAUGGCUUCUUAUUUCAGCAUACAUCAAUUGAUAUUGUAAAAAUACAUUGGACCUGUUUUUUGUUUUUUUUUGUGCUUUGUUUACAUAAAUGUGUACAUAGUGAAAUUAUUGUGUCUUUUUUUUCCCCCCAUGAGAUAAUUAUACACUCCGCUAAUAAAAUGUAAGCCAGGUGACAAGUACUAAAUGUUGUGCUGUCGACAGGAACAUGUCUUUAGUUUGUAUGGUGAUUGCUCCAUAAUUUGAAUUUCGACAUUUAAAAAAAAUUUAAGAACUGACCUGAUAAACAUGGCAUUAGGCUCAUAUUCUAAAUUUUUGCUCUCUCUGCGUCGUCUAACCUCCUCUUGCACUUGUCCGUAUCUGGAGUGUUUACUUUUUCUGUUUUCUUGUACUGUUUUAAUGUUUUUUCUUCCUGUCUAUUGGCUUGUCUUAUACCUUAAUCACUUUCCAUUUAUUUCCCUGCCGAAUGAAAAAUCAAUGAAAAUUACUAUUUUGAGUCAUCUAUAACUGAUGGUACCAUAUAUACAUGUUAAUGUGUAUGAGAUGAGUAAUUUCAGUAACAAUUAAUACAUAUUCCAUACCAGCUCUAUGAGUUAAUCUAUGUUAUUAUUUAUGUUUAAUAACAUUUAUUCAUGUUUUUCCCCCCUCUAGUUCUUGUGUAAAGUCGGAAGGAUGCGAAACCUAAAGUUAUUGAAAUCUCUGCAUUGCGCUGCGGCUGAAGGUGUUGGCUUGCCACAGUGCUGUUCUGUACGUACCGACACCGGUACAGUACUGAUCGGAUCAGGCUAUGGCUUUGUGGAACUGGAUCCCAAAACAGAGCAGGUAUAUCUGCGCUAUUUAUAACUAGUUAAUUUUAAAUUUUUUAACAUUUUUAGAAGUUAUACCCUCACAUAAAAAAAUAAAACAUGCAUGUCUUUUUUUUCUGUAUAUUUUCAUAAUGGCUAUAUGAGACAACGGUUUGUAACAGCUGCAGAACUAUAAUUUCUCUUCCCCUCCACUUUAUCCCAGGCACUUUUAGUCUGUGCCGGGGUUUACACCAAUCAGAGGCGACCAUGGCUUUCCUAUGCUUCUCAAUGAGCUGUAGUAUAGAGAGGUGUUUCAGCAAAGAUUUAUGUAAGUGCUGAUUUGUAUUGAAAUUGUCACUGUUACAAAUUAUCAUAUAUAUGACAACUUCCAGACACAUAAGGUUCUUCAGCAAGCUUAAAUGGUUUAUGUGUGUGACGUAUUCAUUUAAAUAAUGUUUCAAUUUUAUAAUGUUAGGUUACCUGCACAAGACAAGGACUGUGUUGUGUUUGUUUGUUUUUUUUAAUUGAUUUUUUAUUUUUUUUUAUUUAUGUUGCUUGAUUCUAAAACAGCAAUAACUCUCUAAGGUAGCUUACCUGUUAGUUCAGUUAUUCAUGCCAUUAACUUAGAAUUAACUUUGGAUUCUGUGCUUACUAAAUAGCCCUGUGAAAAUACCUGUGUCUCUACCUAUUCUACUAACCUUGUCAUUUCUCCCUUAUUCAAUAUAUUAUUUUAGUUUCUAAACAUGUACAUCCGGCUCCCCCAGUUUUUGAAAUAUAUGUCACCUCUACAUUAAUUCUGGAUAGUUUGAGUCUUGGCUGAAUAGCAGCAAUGUAUCUGUUGAUAUCACUUUAUUUUCAAUACAUUAUUAGUGUAAACAAUUGUUAUUGCAAGAUUUUUUUUUUUUUUUUAAAUUCUUUAUUUUUGUUGUGCACAAUAGUAACAAGUAGCCCUGGUGCGCCACAACAGCGGCAUCAGGAUAGGUUGGAAAACAUUUGCUAUACAGGUUGUGACAUAUGCUAGUCAGGCACAAAUUUUAGGUUAUUAGAAUUAUCAAUUCAACAGUGUAGUUCUCGCUUUUGCUAUUAUAAAACAUCAUUAAAACAAUAUUGAGGCAUCACUUGGAACAGUGCAAUAGAUGUUGUUUUAAGAUAGUAAUUCGUAGCUCAAGCUAUUUCGUUUAGACUAUUUUGCUGCUGGGUAUGUGAUAACAUGCUAAUCUACUGCAUCUUAACUACAUGUGGACAUAGAAGUGACUAUCUGUCCCUAAGCUAAACAAAAAAUAAAUAAAUAAAUAAAUAACUAGGUAGUCUGUGGCAUACUUCACGACAUCUCUGUGUACCUAGGCUAUAAGUUUGCCAGCAUUGUCCGCUUAAACACUUAGUCCAUGCAGUGCUAGUUAUAUUUACUAGUCGUGGGUAGUCCAUAUGUUGAUGGUUGUUGCCGGCUGUGAAUGUGCCCUCCAGAUGCAAGUGUGCCAUGAUUACUUGAGAGGCACAGAGGCAGGCUCUUCAUCCGAUGCCCAAUGCAUGAACGUGUCUCUUGCUGUCAACGUUGGUCUCCUUGAAGGCGUCCGCACGCCGGGGUCCAGCUCCAGUGGUGUUCAGUGGGGUGUUCAGCCAUGCAGCUCCCCGGUUUGCAGCUGUGACUUGGAGGCAUGGAGGUGAGCUUUGCUGGACGCCGGUUCCCGUCGCCGGUGAAUAGCUUAUGUGGGAGGCUGCUUUGGUAGUCUCGUUCUCGUGAAUGUGGGGACCUGUGUGCUUUCUCCUGCUGCUUGGUGGUGUUUUGCCCCUUUGGGCUCGUCGGGAUUUGCAGGGUCUGGCUGCCGUUCUGGUUGCUUGUGGUGGAUGCCUAUAAUGGCGCCGCCGGGUCACUGGACGCAUCCAUGUGGCCACUAGUUUCACCGCCAGACGGUAAGUCAUUCCACGGUCGCUCAGCAAGGUCCAGAGGCUCGCACAGAAUCGGUCGAAUUCCCCCAGGGGGUUCGAGGUUGGUUGAGUGUGUACUUGGUUUGUGGGGCCCUCGCUGGACGGCCAUCUUAGCUGUUUCCCAGUGACCCAAUGCGUGCUCGUGCUGUUCUGGCUGUGUAGGACAGACACUUCUAUAGUCGGUUCGCUGUGUUCCAGGCUUUAGUUGCCGGGAUAUCCCUCUCCGGCGGGGGGGGGGGAGGAAAUAUGCCGGGGAGACCUCCAGAUAAGGGGUUGUCUGUAGGCUUUCUCUGGUAGGCCUCAGGUCGAUCCCCAGUUAGGAGCCUCCGAUUUUGGUCGGGAUGCUUGUUGCUUGGUUCUGCAGUGUUAGGGCUCCCUUCUCCAGGUCGCCUAGUUGUCAAUUUGGUUAGUUUGUGCCCUGAUUCUGGCCGUUUGAGAGAGCUUUUGCACGGAGCUCAUCUCCAGUGCGACCGCUCAGCAUGGCAGCUUAGCUCCGCCGUUAUUGCAAGAUUUUUAAUGGGAUUAUAAUUCUGCAUAUUUAAAAUGAAGGGGAAAGGGAUAAGUAUUUUUGAUGUAACUAGAAAGUGGAAUAAUGGAUUUUGGAAAAUUUAACUUUGAUAUCAUUUUCUCAUACAGAUUACUUUAGAUGUCUCUUUGACAGCAGAGGGCUUUCUCCCAGACGAUGGCAGUGGCAGUGUUGUUGGGAUUCAGGAUGUUUCUGAUCAAGAGUCGGUGUGUCUUGCCACUGCGACAGGUGAUGUCAUACUCUCAAACCUGAAUACCGGGCAGGUAGGUGUCGAUUUGCUGUUUUGUUAAACCACAUGGCGUCUUCUGUGACAUAGAAACAUGCAAUUAAGAAAUCAUUCUGUAAAAGGGACAAGUUGCAUGCAUAUUGAAGCUUAAGGGGAGUCACAAUAAAUGAAUACAUUCUAUAGGAAAGAACUGGAAAGUUUCAUGCAUGCCCACACUCAAAAUGUUUAUUCUGUUGCAUAUAAGUGAUGAUGUAUGUGUUUUGUAUGCAUGCUCAUGGUGUCAGUGUUAAUUACGAAUGUAUGAAAGAGCAAUGAUUGGCUGGAAAAUGUACAGUCAAGUCUUUGUUACCUUUUCUCUUUUUUAAAUUUUUUAAAAUUUUUCUUAACGCUCUACUUUGAUUUUAUAUAUAUAUAUAUAUAUUGUGUGUUUUAGUGUUAUAUAUAUGUUUUCCCCCUAAUUUCCACUGUUGCUUUCAUUGUAAUUUCAAAGACAUUGACAACUGCAGAUUUCCCUUUAAUUGAAAACGAAAUCAGUAUGCUUUUAGUAUAAAUAUAACACAGUAUAUGUUGUUCAAAAUUAAGUUGUAGUUAGGUUAAAGUGUUACUCCAAGCAUCAUAAGCACUAGUGCCCGCUGGCCAAGUUCCCUGUUAAUGGGCAAACCGUUUAGUAACAGUUAUUCCACUUACCAUGGUCUCCUCCAGGCUCCGUGGCACCCUGGUGGUCUGCUGACGCGCUUCCGUCUUCUGCAGAGCCACAGAAGGAAUAUGCCAUGGCUGAGAGCAUCAGCUGAAAAACUCUCAGCUAAUGACUGACAUUCUAUGCAAUGAAAGUUACACAAAAUUGACUUUAGCCAGCUUGGAACUCUGGUUCUGGGCUGGCUUAUGGCACCCCAAUUACUCUACUGUAAGUGGAGUUACACCUCAGACAGACAGAUUAAACUCCAUAUGUGGAGUGUUUCAAACUGCAGUGUUGCACAUACAGACCUCAGGCACUGAAGUGGUCAUGGUUCUUUGAGUAAACCUUUCAUUCUCUGACUGGCAUUUAGUGCUAAAAUAUAGUGCUGAAUGGAUUUGUGCAUUAUUUGGGAUCAAAAUUCAGUUUGGGAAAGUGAUUCGUCCAUUUUUACCGGCUUUCCUUCCAGCUGGAAUGCGUGGGCAGUGUCGAUAGUGGUAUUACUACAAUGAGCUGGAGUCCAGAUCAAGAGUUGGUUCUGCUUGUCACAGGUAUUUACCAAACAUAUGCUUGGACUAAUUAUCUAUAUGCCUUGGUAACAUUUAAUGCAGGGGGUGCCCAAAUGUUAGGCCCCAGAUGUUUUAAAACAGUUUCUGUGAUGCUUUGCCAUUCUAAAGCCAUGUAAAGCAUCAUGGAGUUGCAGUUCUACAACAUCUGGGGAUCUAUCUUUUGGGCACCCCUGAUUUAAAGGUAUUGAUGAGUGGCUGACAAUUAUUGAAGAAGCAUAAUUAAGUCCUUUAUUAGAAUAAGAAGGUCUUAUGCUUCUAUUACAACGGAAAAUAGUUUUGAGUCUCCAGUUAGACCAUAUGCCCUGUAAAAGUUCAGAACUGUUGUGAUAUGACAUGAGUUUUUUUAAAUCUGUGUUUUUGCCAGAUGUGUGAGGAUUGCAGAAGUGUUGUGGUCGUGCUAGUAGUUACUUACUUAAGUCGUAGUUUUGAUAGUUACAUGGAAAAAGACUCAAAGUUCUUCAAGUUCAAUAUUUCAAACCUUUCUUGUUUCAAAUCUUAAACUUUCAUUAGUUAAUGGUUUGCUGAAAAAAAAAAAAUGAACGUCAACAAAUUUCUUAUUGUGCUGCUAAAAAUUGAUUGAAACUGGCAAUCAUUUUCUUCUUCGAUCAACCAAAUGUUUCUCAUUGGGAAGCCUAAUGGACACAGUGAGCAUAAUAUAACUCCUUACUUAAAAUGUUUAGUUAAUACACACCAAAUGCUUUUGGAAGCUGUAAAAAUGUAAAUCAAAACAGAUAAUAAAAAUAGAAGAUCUAUGCAACAGAACCACUUAAUUAAAGGACCACUAUAAGUGCCAGGAAAACAUACUUGUUUUCCUGGCACUAUUGUGCCCUGAGGGUGCCCCCACCCUCAGGGACACCGUCCUGCCCGCCUUUGGGGGGAGGAAGGGGUUAAACGCACCUCUUUCUUCAGCGCCGUUCGGGGAGCUCUCCUCUUCCUCUCCCCCCUCUUCUUCUCUUCUCUGGCUGAAUGCGCAUGCACGGCAGGAGCCGCGCGCGCCUUCAGCCAGUCCAUAGGAAAGCAUUCUCAAUGCUUUCCUAUGGACGCUGGCGUCUUCUCACUGUGAAAAUCACAGUGAGAAACGCGGAAGCCCUCUAGCGGCUGGCAAUGAGACAGCCACUGGAGGCUGGAUUAACCCUAAUAUAAUAUAUAUAAUAAUAUAGGGGAAGGCUUAACCCAUUCAUAAACAUAGCAGUUUCUCUGAAACUGCUAUGUUUAUAGAAAAAUGGGUUAACCCUAGCUGGACCUGGCACCCAGACCACUUCAUUAAGCUGAAGUGGUCUUUAAAGGACCACUCUAGGCACCCAGACCACUUCAGCUUAAUGAAGUGGUCUGGGUGCCAGGUCCAGCUAGGGUUAACCCAUUUUUUUAUAAACAUAGCAGUUUCAGAGAAACUGCUAUGUUUAUCAAUGGGUUAAGCCUUCCUCCAAAUCCUCUAGUGGCUGUCUCAUUGACAGCCACUAGAGGCGCUUGCGUGCUUCUCACUGUGAUUUUCACGGUGAGAGCACGCAAGCGUCCAUAGGAAAGCAUUGUAAAUGCUUUCCUAUGCGACGGGCUGAAUGCGCGCGCAGCUCUUGCCGCGCGUGCGCAUUCAGCCGGCGGGGCGUAACGGAGGCGGAGAGGAGGAGGAGAGCUCUCCGCCCAGCGCUGGAAAAAGGUAAGUUUAAACACCUUUCCCCCUUCCAGAGCCGGGCGGGAGGGGGUCCCUGAGGGUGGGGGCACCCUCAGGGCACUAUAGUGCCAGGAAAACGAGUAUGUUUUCCUGGCACUAUAGUGGUCCUUUAAGAUGAAGUGGUUUGGUUGUCCACACUGGCCUUUUAACUUAAAAUGUUGCAUCUAUAUGUUUCUUACUUUAAAGUACCCUCUUAUCUGCCGUAGGUGGUAUCUUCUUUACUCAAGUCUCACUAGGUGGCCUCUUGCUGUUUUUACAGUCAUGUUUUCAAGUUGGUCACCCGUAAGCUGUUGAACUACCUUCUCAGUCUACAUGUUUUUAGAACAUUAUGAUAUCUACUCUUUGACACAUUUUUUUACAUUGUAAACAAAUACACAUUGUGAAAUUUCUUUGUAACUCAUGUAUAUAUUCCUUAAUUAAAUAACAAUUAUGAAAUCGUUAUUUCAAGACUAAAGGUUCCCUUAGUGUACCACUGUUUGGCAUUUAAAAAUGUGAAGUUAAAAUAACACUAUAGGGUCAGGAACACAAACAUGUAUUCCUGACCCUGUAGUGCUUAACCCACCAUUUAGGUUUAAAACUCACCUUAGUUCCAGCGCCAUGCGGGUCUGCCAGCCCUGGCUCCGCAUCAUCAAAAUGGCAAAUUUUUAGCAAAUCCAAGUGGGCACGGGGUGGGGCCAAAUGCAAUUUUGGCCAAUCAGGACCUCCUCAUAGAGAUGCAUUGAAUCAAUGCAUUUCUAUGAGGAAAAUCCAGCGUCUCCACGCAGAGCGUGGGGACGCUGAACGGCAGGGCUGCUUACUGUGCGCACUGAGCCAGGAAGCCCCUCCAGUGGCCAUCUGAGGAUUGGCCACUUGGAGGUGUCCCUAGGGGCAAUGUAAAUGCUGCCUUUUCUCUAAAAAGGUAGUGUUUACAUGAAAAUGCCUGGAGGCAAUGAUUAUACUCACCAGAACAACUACAUUAAUCUGUAGUUGUUCUGGUGAUUUUAGUGUCACUUUAACUAUUCUAACUAUGAUUCUUCACCUCCUCUCCAGUGCCAGGAUUCUUCCGCAGCAGUCUCUAGCUCUGCGUUCAGUGAUGUCAGGCUCCAAGCUGACAUCACAUGCGAUCUCCUCCAAUCCAUUGCCUCUAAUAGAUAAGCGACGAAUUGGAAAUAAUCAUGUGCUGCAAAACACCGGAUUUCUCCAAUCAAGUGCUGCUAUUAGAAUCCUUUGAUUCCAGGACGAGUUUCACAGAUGUAUUUACCCCUGCAAUGUAAACACUGCAGUUUCUUCAAACCUGCAAUGUCUUAAGUUGCAGGAUUUAAAUCACAGGGCUCCGGUACUCAGACCAAUUCAUUAAGAUGGGGAAAAAAAAACCAGUUGGAACUGUGAUAGGUCCAGCCAAAUACACAUUGUACAUUUAUUUAUUUUUUGUAUGGUUAUGACUGUGAGAGAUACUUUUUUUUUAUUUUAUUAUGAAGGCAUUGUGUUAUAUGAUAUUAUUUUGUUUCCAAACUUGCAACAACAAACUAAAUGUAAAACACAUUAAUUAUAUGGUUCUCUGUGUUUAAGGUCAACAAACAUUGAUAUUGAUGACAAAAGAUUUUGAGCCCAUUGCUGAAGUACCUAUCCAUCAAGAUGAUUUUGGGGAAGGUAAGUUGCAUGCUUUUAUAAUUAAAAGCUAAACGGCUUCUGAAGACAUGGAAGACAUUUGUUAUUUAGCAAAAAUGAAAAUACAGAUGAUGCAUUUGUAUUGUUACAGCAUACUGGCCAGAGACUUGCUAGGAAUGGUAUAUUUUAAAGUUACUUCAAAAGCAUCCUUAAAAAUUAAAGCAAGUACUUUAUCAUCAAAAAGAUAAAUUAAAGGAACACUUCAUGCAUUCAUGUAUUUUAUUAUGCCUGUCUUCUUUGUGGGUAUAUGAAAAAAUAGCUUUACAAACCCUCCCAUAUUUCCCUAUAGCAGACUGUCAUUCUAUGCCCAAGGAAUACACCAAUCAGAGGCUUCUCGUUAAGAAGCCUCUGUGCUGGAGCCGCGAGCAUGUUUACACGACUGCACAUCUACGCAAUCUCGGCAUUCUUGUACUUCUCAACGAGCUUUAGCACAGCUCAUUGGUAAUUGGUGCCUAGUCUAGUGGCCCUGCCUUUAUAAAAAUGCUGAUUUAUUAGCUGAAAUACUUUGUAUCUGGAGUCUUCCUUUAAGAAUAUAAAAAUUGGAUUUCAGAUACUCUCUGGGUAUUGUGAGUUUAUUACAACCUACCACCCACACUAUAAAUUGGGCGGUUUAAAUCAUCAUUGGAAGCUGUGGUAUGGUUGCAGACUAGCUUCCAAUAAAAGUAUCCAUCAUUUUUCAGUCCAUUGAAGUCUAAGUCAAGGGUAGGUAACCUUUGACACUCCAGAUAUUGUGGACUACACCUCCCAUAAUUCUCUUACAGUGAUAAUCCUGUAAAGCAGCAGUGGAGAUGUCCACAACAUCUGGAGUGCUGAAUGUUGCCUACCCUUGUUCUAGGCACUGUACCUGCAUAUAAGAAUAUACAAAACAAGUUGUGAAACUGACCUGUAAUAAAGAAAUUCUAAGCCUCUGUUACAAUAUUUGGUAUAUUGGAUUUGUCUGCCAUCUAAAAGUGUGAAGGAGAACUUCAGGAAAUUCUGGACUCCAGGAUUGUGUUGUCAUCUGGGAGCAAACAAUAGAAAUUUUGCUUCUCCAUUAGUGAUGUCCCGAACGGUUCGCCACGAACGGUUCGCUGCGGACUCAUCAUUGAGUAAACUUUGACCCUGUACCUCACAGUCAGCAGACACAUUCCUGCCAAUCAGCAGCAGCCCCUUUCACCCAGACCCUCCCACCUCCUGGACAGCUCACUAAGAAUGCAGCUUCAAAAUGGAUGCUGUCCAGGAGGUUGAAGGGUCUGGGAGGGAGGGUCUGCUGCUGAUUGGCUGGAAUGUGUCUGCUGACUGUGAGGUACAGGGUCAAAGUUUACUCAAUGAUGAGUCCAUGGCGAACCGUUCGCGAACCCUUUCGGCAAACCGUUCGGGACAUCACUAUUCUCCAUAUGUCCGCUAUAAGAAUCCAGCUUUUCAGAUAAUUCUCACGUGGUGAUAUUCCUAUUAUCUACAUUUUAAUACUACAACAUGGGAAGUCUUGGCUCAUGAACUAUGAUUGACAAAGUGGUACAGUCCAAAGUUUAUAUCUGAUUCAUAUUUGUAAUUAUAUUCCAUAAACCAUCUUUUCUGUUUGUCUACAGGUAAAUUUAUUGCCCUUGGGUGGGGUAAAAAGGAAACACAGUUCCAUGGCUCUGAGGGAAAGCAAGCAGCUCAACAGAAAAAAAUAACGGUAAUAUACUGCGGCAUCAAACUGUCAUAAAUCUCUAAAACACGCCAUCGUGAGUUAGAUUAGCCAUUCGCCUUUUGCAUUGUGUUCUCCUUUAGCUCCUGUGUGCUCCUUUAGAGAGUGAAAGGAACAGUUUUAAUUCAGUUUCCUCUGUUCGGGGACGUGGUAAGUCCCUGUACAGUGAGAUCCUUAUGUUGACUAUUUCCUUUAUUAAGUAUCUAAUUGGAAGACAAUUUGUGAAACUCUGGUACAAAAUAAUCCAUAUACACAGAAUACACAUUUUAUGAGAGAAUUGUGACAAGGCAUAUGUUAUUUCUAAAUGUACUCAUUAAGCUGUCUGAGAAGCAUAGGAGAUCAUUAUUUAUUUAUUAUCAUUAUCAAAGUACAUCUAGUAACAUUAUUCCAAAUACCUUAGUUAUCAUCCUUUUAUUCUACCAGUACUUCUAAUAGCAAAGGGCUGUUACCAGAUACCACUUGACGUGUAGGUUUAAGCAGCUACUAAAAUACUCUUUCAGAAAUGUCUUGCUGUGUGUGAGUGCGUCAUUGGCCGUUUCUUGCUAUCACAUGAUGUUUAUUCACUAAACAUAAAUUUACAAAUAAUGGAAAACUGAAUUUCACUAUCUCUACAAAAAAUGUGGUGAUCUGAAAAUUUUCUUCAGCUUUAUUUUAGCCUUUAUUAUUUUUUUUUGUGUGAAUAAACAGAAGCAUGUAUGUCUGUAUAUAUAGCAAAACUUAAACUCCUGCACUCCAACUUUACAAAAAAAUAUUACCAGGUGCCAAACACAAUGUAAAUAUAAGUUUGAAAACAAUACCGACACUCCAGGCUUUCCAAAAUUUCUAUUUAUUUUCAGUCAAUCCAGGUCAGUCAACGGUUCAGCUCUCGGAGCUUUCAUCAGGACACACCUGAUCGGGAGCUGAAACGUUGACCGACCUUUCAAACUUGUAUGUAUUUAUAUAUUUUUUUAUUUACAAGCCUACCCGAAUGUUGGUAUAGGCACACCACAACAGACUUAUUCCACAGUCACUACAGAUACCACAUCCGACUUAUUCCACUGUCAAUACUAUUACUCUGCUUAUUGUCACCAACCAAAAAAACACAAAAACUACAACUACCACGAUGGCUGUAGGCUGGAAAGAGAAUUGUGAAAUGUUGUAGUUUUAACAGCAUAAUAUAUGGAGAGCUACCAGUUGUUAUCCCCAUCAAAAAAAGCUUUUUGUUUUACACAAAUGUACCUUUUAAAAAAAUAUUUUGUACCUGGGGGAAGAAAAGUCUAAGCAUUUGACCUUGUAUUAUUAAAAAGCCAAGUGUUCAAAGACAAAACAUUUUCAUUGUUUAAAGGAGUUAGCAAGUACACCCAGACUUUUGCACUCACUUGUUAAAAUACAUUUUUCACAUUUAGGGCAGACUGUUAAUGAAUUCUUAUCAGGAUGCACUUAUGAUAUUUAAAAUAAAUGCUUGGGCUUUUCAGAUCCAGAGAUUAUAUGAAUUGUUGUUUUUUUUUGUUUGUGAACUUUUUUAAAUUUAUUUUUACUUGUUUUAGGAGGUCCCACCUGCUUUGCCCUGGGAUGAUUGCAGACCUCGGGUAACUUGGAGAGGAGAUGGACAACUCUUUGCUGUUAGUGCAAUCUGUCCAGAGACUGGUAAGCUUCUCUGGGGGUGAAAUAAUUCUAGUUUUGUUGUUUUUGUUUUAACAAGAACAAAACAAAUGUGCAUUGUGUCCUGAAUUACUUUUUUUCCCCAUGCACCAUAACCCCUACAUAAUUUAAAUUGCUGUGAAGCUCUGGAUUCCUCAUUUUGUUUUGUUUCUUGUGUGUUUUGGGGGAAUUUUAUUUUUGUGUUGUUUAUUUUUGUUAAUUCAUAAAAAAAAAAAAAAUUAUCUCGCCCCAAAAACCACACCCUACUUUGAGAUAUCAUACUAGACUUGAGCAAAUCGAAAAAAAUUGGUAUGGCCGACUUGAUUAGUUCGUUUGGGUAUUCUGAAAUUUGUCUGUGUGACAUUUCAGUUUAGACGAAUUUCAUCUGUGCAGUCGUUUCUGGAAAAACAAUGCGUGGGAUAGGCAUAAGGCUAUCCUAGACUUAAAAUAAGGCCAGGGACUAAGUAAAAGUAUUUUGAAAUAUUGGGCAGACUACAUGGGCCGAAUGGUUCUUAUCUGCUGUCACAUUCUAUGUUUCUAACAAUUCGGACAAACCAAAAGGGCAUGAAAAUUGGCCAAUCAGCGCACUGCAAAAUUUAUACAUAAUGUAAAUGUUAUAUAAUGUGUAUGUAUGUAUAUAUAGUUGUAUACUGAUAGGUACAUUUUCUCUGCCACCCAAUAGACACAGGGAGACUGUAUUUAAUUAGAAAAAGCCAAAAGGACCAGCAGAACGUUUGCCAGGCUGACUUCUAUAAAUUAACCGGGAGCCCAACUUUUUUUUUUUUUUUUUAAUCCAUUUAUGCAUAGGGGCACGUAAGGUCAGAGUCUGGAACAGAGAACUCGCACUACAGUCUACCAGUGAACCAGUAGAUGGGUUGGAACAAGCACUCUCCUGGAAGUGAGUUUUAACAUUAGAUUUAUUUUUUAUUUUUUUGGAGUUGAUUGUACUUUGUGUUACAUAGUUUUUGGUGUUCACUGUAAUGAUGUUGAUUUAAUAUAUUAAUUUUUAGAUCAGCAUUUUUGUCUUAGUACAAAGAGUCUUACAAUUAGCCUUUGAAUAUUUUCAUAUGCAAUAAAUAGUUAACUGUGCAUGUGAAUGAGACGCCAAUCCGCCAUUUAGUAAAUUAUAAUGAGCAUAUCACCUGUUUGAACAGAAUGAAAUAUAUUCAGUGAAGAUCUUCUGAAGUCCAGACAUGAUUCUUCUUCAGCUAUUGGCUCUUCAGGUGUACCAUCAGUAGACUGUAUUCUGUAGCAAAGUAUUCAAGGGAAACAUCAUAUACUGUGAUUUCCUUUUAAUAUCAUGUUCACUUAUGUCUUAUAUAUAACAAAUCUAUGUUUGUGAACUCUGAUAUUAUUAACAAGGUCAUUCAUUUAAGUGAGGAAUCAGUGUAAAUUCAAAGUGACGUUUAAAUUGAAGGUCAAAGUUGCUGACUUGGGGAAUUUUUCCAGUUGGACUAUUUUGGCCUAAAAUUUGAACUAUACUUUGAUUUCUUGACAAUUCUCACCUUAAUAUAUAACCUUGAAUGUGUUCACUGUCUGGCCUUAAAGGGCUGCUCUAAGAACCAAUGAUUUGAAGUGGUCAUGGUGCCUGAAGUCUGUGUAUGUGCAAUAUUUUGAUUUGGAACGCUAUGCAUACUGAGUUUAACCCCUCUGAUGCCAAGAUGUAACUCCACCUCCAGCAGCAUCAUUGGGGUGACAUUAACCAGCUUAUGUCAAUUUUGUGCAUUAUUCCAUGGCGCCUCCUUACCAUUAAAAUAUGUCCUUUUUUUCAAGCAGUUUUUAUGAAUGGCUUACUGAUUGGCUUCGAGCGUUAUCUGACAAGCUCUAAGCCAAUCAGCACCAUUGGUUCCCCAAGUUCGGAAAGUGGAACCACAAGGGGGCAGAGCGCAAUGCUGCUGCAGCACAGACUUGGGGGUUUUACUGUUUGUGUGCAGUUUAAUUCCUAAUUGUAAGGAAGCACCAGGGACCUCCAGGCACCAUUAUGCUCAAGUUGUUCAAUUAACUGUUUGUUUACUCUUUAAGGCCUUCGGGAAGUCUGAUUGCCUGCACACAAAGUAAACCCAAUAAACAUGAUGUUGUUUUUAUGGAGAAAAAUGGACUUCUUCAUGGAGAAUUUACGCUUCCAUUUGCCAAAGGCACCAUUAAGGUACUUCAGAUCUGAGCAAAUUGAAUGCACAUAGUAUGUAUUUAUAAUGAAUUGUAUAACGAUUAGGGCAUUCCAAGCAUCUAGUGUGUGUGUGUGUAUACAUGCAUGCAUGUAUGUUUCCUCCGGUCCUCUAUCAUAGCCCUGAGAUUCUGAGGGUCCGUAUCGUAGCUGUCCCUAAGAAUGCACUCUUCUGGACAGAGAUCUCAGAUGUCUUACUUGGAAUCUGUUGAAGUAUCUCCCACCUUAGGGAUUAUAGUCCCAAGUGCUAGCACAACUUGGACCGCUACAGCUUUUACUCUUCACAUCCUUUCUAGAAACAUGGAAUGUGAUGGCAGAUAAGAAGAGUUUGGCCCAUCUAGUCUGCCCAUUUUUUUAAAAAUACUUUCAUUAGUCCCUGGCCUUAUCUUAUAUCUAGAAUUGUCAUACAUGUGAAAAUCCUUUAACCUUUACUGGUAAGUUUUAUCCUGCAAUCCAUGAACUAGUUUAGUAGCCCUUCUCUGAACUCUCUGUAAAGUAUCAAUAUCCUUCUGGAGAUACGGUCUCCAGUACUGCAUACAAUACUCCAAGUGAGGUCUCACCAGUGUUCUGUACAAUGGCAUGAACACUUCCCUCUUUCUACUGCUAAUACCUCUCCCUAUACAACCAAGCAUUCUGCUAGCAUUUCCUGCUGCUCUAUUACAUUGUCUACCUAGCUCCCCUUUAGCCCUUGGUCUUUAUCCUCCUCUUAUGUUACUUCUUCAUGUUAUGGUCACUGGGUAUUGCCAAAUCCACCACCAAUACAGUUACGUUGUUUGUCUACCAACAUGAUGUCAGAUUAGUUAUGAGUACAUGAUUGUCUGUCUGGAUCUGGAAGUCUAUAGAAACUUAGCUCUGUCAUUAUCAAAUAAAUAUAUAUAUAUAUAUAUAUAUAUAUUUUAUUCAUGAUCAUGUGACCGGGUAAAUGUAAUGAUUCUGUUCAUGCUUCCCAUUGGCCCUUUUCCCUACAUUCCGACCUUUCUGAUACCAGCUUCAGUGUUGCAGUUUCUAAAUAGGGACACAUAUGUAAUUUUAUUGUGGUUUUAUUAUUUUAUCGAUUCUAAAUUUGGUAUCCCAUCAAUAUUCUUUAACAGGUAAAAGAGCUUCUUUGGAAUUCUGAGUCUACUGUCCUAGCAAUUUGCCUUCAAGAAAUUAAAAAAGAUGGUUCAAAACCCAACACUUAUGGUAAGAGUCUUGUAUUGAGGAGUUUGGCGGUUCUUAUUUUUGGUUGUUUUGAUGGGAUAUAGUUUUUGUUACUCCUGUGAAAUGCUCUACUUGUAAGGUAGCUUUGAACAAGCCAUAUAGCUUACAGAUGGUUUUAUUCAGGUGUCCAUCGGAAGUUAAACCCCAAAGACAUUCACAAAGACACCUGCUUUGUUUCUAUAUUUACUUGUUUUUGCAGUUUUUAAUGUGUGUGUUUUCCCCACAAUAUCUUUGGUUGGUUGGGUACUCCUAGAAAUAAAGUUAAAAUAAUAAAACAAGCUUCCCCCCCCCCUCACCUUUACAAGGUUGUCCCAGACUGAAUACCCCAGUUCUUACUUGUCCGGCAAGCGGGACGUACAGGUACUGCUUGGACAGAAGAUGGUGAAGCACAAGGGCUGAUGCUUGGGUUUAUGCAGCCUGAUAGUUCCCUGGGUGGUGAGCUGCAUGAAAUCGAUCUCCGGAUCAGCCAGCAUUGAGUCCCAAUGCUUGAUGAGUCAGUUCCAUGUGGAGCUCCAAUCACCUGGAAUCUGCGCAUAGCGGUGAAACACGCCAGGGCGGGCUUGCGUUCCACAGCCAGGAAUUAACAGUGUCACCAGUCUCCCACACAAUUUUGAGGUCUUUAAGAUGGGAUAUUUUGUGUCUUUUCCUUAAAGGCUUCUUAUGAGAUUUUGCUCUUCCUAUUUUCACUUUAGCAUUGUUCUGCUUUUGGUUUCCAGAUGUCUAGUCCUGCCUCUUCAAAUGAACUGGAAAUAGCAGAAAAACCCACUCCUGCUCCUAAUUUAAAAGCGCCAUGUAAGAUCCAAGUACUUGGUUUGUAAUGAAUGCGCUACUCCACUCCCAGAUGGAGAUAUAAAGAAAACAUGUAAUCCGUGUUCUGCAGAAGUAUUCGAAAAGUCCAAGCAGAAAGAUAUGCAGUCGUUCUUGAGCUGGUUUCGAUAGAAUCUAUCCCAAACAUUUGAGUCCUUUAAGGAAUCAGUGAUAAAAUCCAAAGAAUCUGUAUCUGUCUAGAACAGAUCGAUUAAAAGGUGUAGGAGAAGCAGUCUGAUUUAUCAUCUGGUGAAACUUCACCAUCUGGACAUCAAAAUAGCAUUUCAGGACAUCAGAACAUCUAUUUGUCAACUUCCAAAGUCCAUAUAAAGAAAGAGAGACAUGUAAACUGACCAUUGCCAUGUGGUUGACAGACACAAUCAAGUUGGCAUACGAAGUUAUGGAUCUAAUACUACCUCUUCUGGUGAAGACGCACACCACAAGAGCUUUAGCAACAUCUCGGGUGGCUAAAGCUUCGGCUUCUCCAGAAGAUAUUUGCAACGUGGUCAUCAUUUAAUACAUUUAUAAGGUACUACAGGCUAGACUUCUUUUCUUCCUCCGAAGUUGCUUUCGGGCGCAAGAUGCUCCAGGUGGUCAUUUUCUGAUUUUCCCCACCCAUUUGGGAUCUUGCUUUAUCCCACAGGCACUGUCAAUAUACGUUGGGAAAAACAGAAAUUUUACUUACCAUAAAUACUUUUUUCCUUCGUAUAGAGGCAUUAUGGAUCUCCCUCCCUUUAUUUUUGUUAAGAAACUUUGAUAUUUUUGCAGCGUUUGGUCUACGUGUGAUUUCUUGCUAUUACUGGGGUGCUCAGUCUGGAACAACCUUUUUAGAAAUAUGAGAGAAAUAUGUUUCAUUCAUUUAACAUUAUUCUUAGAAGUGCUCGUCUACCAUGAUGAAGAACAUCCCACAGGUACUGCCACUAUACCGAGGAAAAAAUAAUUUACGGUAACUAAAAUUUCUGUUUUUUUUUAACAUAUAAAAUAUAACAUUUUAAAAUUACUUGAGUCUGCUUAUUAACCUGUUUAAAAUGGGAAUACAAGUUAGCACUGUAUAUUAGCCUUAAGUGUACUUCUGAAUAUCUAUAAUCUUUGUGUAACCUACGUAUUCUUUGUUUUAUAUUUCCUUUGCAUAGUUCAGCUGUGGACUGUCGGAAAUUACCAUUGGUACCUGAAACAGAGCUUGCAUUUUGGGAAUGAUGAGAAAAACCAUGUUAUUUCUUUGCUCUGGGACCCAGAGAACGCCUACAGAUUGCAUGUGCUGUGCGCCAGAUGGCAGUAUCUGUGCUACGACUGGUUUUGGAGCACUGACCGCAGCAGUGGGGAAAAUCUACGAGGACAAGCUGAUGUUGCUGUUAUUGAUGGGGGUAAAAUAUUCGCCAUAUACUACAAAUGAGGACUUUCAGGCCAAGAGCAUAUACUUAACUUCAAGACCAUAUUGUAUAUUUAUAUUAUAUGUAAACAGAGGAUACAGCUUUCUAAAAUGGUUAUCUUGCGAAGGAAAAUCUGUUUUCUGAUUGUGUUUUACUCCAUUUAGCUCUCUUGAGACGCAGCUCAGCAAUCAUGAUCGAGUUCUACUUUGGGUUUAGAAGGAGAGGGAUGGCUACUUGUGUUGCUGGGUAUUACUCUAAUUUCUCGGUCUUCGUUGUUGAAUUUUAGUUCCUUCACAAAGAAUAAAAAUAUAUGAAUUGUCAAAAUUAUAGUAAUUAUGUUGCAUUGCAGCAAGUUUUUAAAAAAUAUGUGCUUCCAAGCACAAUAACCACUACAGCCUGCUUGUGACCUCCUAGAGUAAAUGGUCAAACUGUUUCAAAAAUGGUUUGGCAUCUUGCCUGGGUCCUACUGGAUGUUUGCUGCAGCUUCUUUUGCAGCCGAGAGCUCUGUGACUGGACGGAGAAGGGAUGCACUCGUAGGCCAAUAAAAUGCUUGACUGUUCCAUAUUACACACAAGUGGCUCUCUGUGAAUGUGGAUUGAAAUACUCCUUGUUUUGUUACAGAGAAAGUUUUAGUGACCUCGUUUCAUCGGGGGGUGGUCCCUCCUCCAAUGAGCACUUACCAGAUCCAGCUUCCAAGAGCUGUGAAUGAAGUUGCUUUCCCACUGGCGCCAGAGAAAGACGGUCAUCUGGCGGUUAUUGAUGCCAGAAACACAAUAUACAUCUGUAGAUAUGGUGAUUGUCUUCUAUUAUUAUUUUAAGUAAAAAUAUAUAUGAUAUUAAUUUAAUGCAUCUAGUUUUCUAUUCUAUCGCUGUAUAUGGGGUUGUAAGUUAUAUCAAUUUAUCCGUCUGCAUUCAUUUAUCAAAAAACCUAACAUGUAAGUGAAAUUCAACCAAGACAUCAUAUGCUUUUAUGGUUUGAUUUAUGGGAAGCUACCUACUUGUGUCUUCACCAGUUUCCAUCAGAUUAGUUCCAUAAGCUAAGGCAUUUAAGGUCAAGAGAACCAGCAGCCUCAGUUGUGACCUCUCAUCGAACUCUUAUGUAUGUCUAUUUAUGUCAAGUAAUUUCAGUUAUUACCUUAAGAAAAGUGAUUUCUUCCAUCAUCUACGCUAUAUUUUACAGGAAAUAGUCCAGAUGAAGAUUUGAAAGUGAGCGCUGGAAUGGUCAGGGAAGAGGGACGUACAAUAAAAACUCCUGUCUUAGAAAAAGAAUUCAGGUAAUUUUGAUGUGAAUUCCCAUAUGCUUACUUGGAAUAGUUUUCGUAGGAGACUUUAACUUGUGUAUUGUAGCUAAGUUUAUUAGGGGGUAUUUUAUCGAGUGAUGCUGUUAAGGGACCAUCUGGAGUAGCAUGUUAAAGCAAUGAUGUAGGGGAAUGCAUACUUAAACUUUCAAGUUAACAGAGAUGCCAAGUAAACAAUUGCAUUUACAUGUUAUAAUCCAUGUUAUGUAUGCAAUAUAAUUGAUGUACUGUUAUAUUGGUGAUGGUAUAGUGCUGACCUAAGGGCUAAGAGAUCUCAAAGAUAAGCGUGCAUUGGGUGCGUUGGUACCACAUGGGCAAGUGAGAGCCUGGGCAGCCACAUAAAGCGGCACUCUAGAGGAAAUAACCACUACAGCUUGCCUAGAAUGGUUUAAAAAAAACUGGAGUUCUUCUCCACUUGGAGACCCUUUCCCCUAUUUGAUAAUGCAGAAUUAACACUUCAGUAUUAUCAGUGUCAUAUUGUUUACAAUUUGGGCACCGCUUAUUGGCUCCUAACACAAUCAGUCAAUUACCGCUGCCCUUAUUGACAUUGAUAAUAUUUAAGUUUUUAAUUCCACAAUAUCAAUGCAGCUGAGAAGGGGCAGUCUUUGAUUGUCAGGUAGAGCUCUGUUUAUGUCAAACUCUUCAUAUUCAGUUUGACAUGAAACUGGUGUAUGAUGCCUUGACACGCUAGGCAACCGAAACCACUUCACCAUGCUCUUGUAGUUCUGUUCGUUAGUGUAUACCUUUUUAAUGGUAGAGUCACCAGUGCAUUCAUCAUUGCAGUGCCCGCUUAGCUGAAUUUUUUUUGGUCAAUCAUCUAUUUGGCAGUGCGUCUCUAGACAACUUGUGCAGGUGUUGACAUCCUUUUGUCUAAUUUGUUAGCUAUGGGCAUGAAGACAUUAUUUAUGAAUUUUAUCAUCAUACUGCUACAAUAAAUGGCCUUGUUUAAGGUAAAGAAUAUUGAACUCCCUGUCCUCCUUUUUAGUUAGUUGAGUUGAAUGAAUAGAGAGUAAUUUUCUCUUGAUCUUCUUGACAGUUCGUACGCCCUUUGCACUGGGCAAACCAGCACAGGAGAAUGUACAUAUGUAUAUGUAAGAAUAACUGUAGCAUGGCAUUUGGAAUGCCAGGUUGGGGCAGUGCAAGAUUGUGUUUGAAGCAGAGAUAGCAUUAAUGGAAGCAUGCUCUUAGUUGGUUAUGGACAAUAUUCUGUGAUGAGGACAGGGGUUUAGAAUUGCAGGCUGGAGGCUGGUAAUAAGUUAGAAAAACUGUGACUAUACAAAAUCCUUAUGUGACACAUCCUGCCAAAAGGCCUCAAAUUGGACAUCUUGUUGGUCUGUGAAACCUUUGCCUAUAAUUUUCCAUUCAUUGCACUUUUUAAUGCACGACUCUUCAUUUUACCUAUUCACUGUCUUUUUAUGUUUUUUUGCAGUUUGCAGGUUGAGCCAUUUGAUACAAAACCUUUGCAUUAUCGCCUUCUCACCUGGGUACAAGACAAAGCAUUCUUGGUAGUUAGUCAGGGGCAGAACUCAUCCGAGUCUUUGAUUCAUCAUAUUUCUAUUAAUGAGGACAUGCGUAUGGAAAUCAGGUAUUUUCUUCUUCGUAAUAUUGGCUGUCUGUAAUGUGCCUGUUUAAUAUACUGAAUUCACUUUGGCAGAACCAAAUUCACAACAAAUCCACAAAUAAAAUUUAAAAUUUCAUGCUAAUAAAACACAUGCUGAGAGAUUACUAAACCAACAGUAUGGACCAGGCUAAUCUUAAUCAAAAGUUAACAACUUAAACAAAAGUAAUUGGAACAGCUCACCAGCAAUAAUUGCUCCUGUAACAUCCCAUAACCAACAAUAAUUACUCCUGUAACCAUCCCAUAACCAACAACUCACCAGCAAUAAUUACUCCUGUAACCAUCCCAUAACCAACAGCUCACCAGCAAUAAUUAUUCCUGUAACAUCCCAUAACCAACAGCUCACCAGCAAUAAUUGCUCCUGUAACCAUCCCAUAAUCAACAGCUCACCAGCAAUAAUUGCUCCUGUAACCAUCCCAUAACCAACAGCUCACCAGCAAUAAUUACUCCCGUAACAUCCCAUAACCAACAGCUCACCAGCAAUAAUUACUCCCGUAACAUCCCAUAACCAACAGCUCACCAGCAAUAAUUACUCCUGUAACCAUUCCAUAACCAACAGCUCACCAGCAAUAAUUACUCCCGUAACCAUCCCAUAACCAACAGCUCACCAGCAAUAAUUACUCCCGUAACCAUCCCAUAACCAACAGCUCACCAGCAAUAAUUACUCCCGUAACAUCCAAUAACCAACAGCUCACCAGCAAUAAUUACACCCGUAACCACCCCAUAACCAACAGCUCCUGAGCAAUAAUUACUCCCGUAACCAUUCCAUAACCAACAGCUCACCGGCAAUAAUUACUCCUGUAACCAUCCCAUAACCAACAGCUCACCAGCAAUAAUUACUCCCGUAACAUCCAAUAACCAACAGCUCACCAGCAAUAAUUACACCCGUAACCACCCCAUAACCAACAGCUCCUGAGCAAUAAUUACUCCCGUAACCAUCCCAUAACCAACAGCUCACCGGCAAUAAUUACUCCUGUAACCAUCCCAUAACCAACAGCUCACCGGCAAUAAUUACUCCUGUAACCAUCCCAUAACCAACAGCUCACCGGCAAUAAUUACUCCUGUAACCAUCCCAUAACCAACAGCUCACCGGCAAUAAUUACUCCUGUAACCAUCCCAUAACCUACAGCUCACCAGCAAUAAUUACUCCUGUAACCAUCCCAUAACCAACAGCUCACCAGCAAUAAUUACUCCCGUAACCAUCCCAUAACCAACAGCUCACCAGCAAUAAUUACUCCCGUAACAUCCCAUAACCAACAGCUCACCAGCAAUAAUUACUCCCAUAACCAUCCCAUAACCAACAGCUCACCAGCAAUAAUUACUCCUGUAACCAUUCCAUAACCAACAGCUCACCAGCAAUAAUUACUCCCGUAACAUUCAAUAACCAACAGCUCACCAGCAAUAAUUACUCCCGUAACAUCCAAUAACCAACAGCUCACCAGCAAUAAUUACACCCGUAACCACCCCAUAACCAACAGCUCCUGAGCAAUAAUUACUCCCGUAACCAUUCCAUAACCAACAGCUCACCGGCAAUAAUUACUCCUGUAACCAUCCCAUAACCAACAGCUCACCAGCAAUAAUUACUCCCGUAACAUCCAAUAACCAACAGCUCACCAGCAAUAAUUACACCCGUAACCACCCCAUAACCAACAGCUCCUGAGCAAUAAUUACUCCCGUAACCAUUCCAUAACCAACAGCUCACCGGCAAUAAUUACUCCUGUAACCAUCCCAUAACCAACAGCUCACCGGCAAUAAUUACUCCUGUAACCAUCCCAUAACCAACAGCUCACCGGCAAUAAUUACUCCUGUAACCAUCCCAUAACCAACAGCUCACCAGCAAUAAUUACUCCUGUAACCAUCCCAUAACCUACAGCUCACCAGCAAUAAUUACUCCUGUAACCAUCCCAUAACCAACAGCUCACCAGCAAUAAUUACUCCCGUAACAUCCUAUAACCAACAGCUCACCAGCAAUAAUUACUCCUGUAACAUCCCAUAAUCAACAGCUCACCAGCAAUAAUUACUCCCGUAACCAUCCUAUAACCAACAGCUCACCAGCAAUAAUUACUCCCGUAACAUCCCAUAACCAACAGCUCACCAGCAAUAAUUACUCCCGUAACCAUCCCAUAACCAACAGCUCACCAGCAAUAAUUACUCCCGUAACAUUCAAUAACCAACAGCUCACCAGCAAUAAUUACUCCCGUAACAUCCCAUAACCAACAGCUCACCAGCAAUAAUUACUCCCGUAACAUCCCAUAACCAACAGCUCACCAGCAAUAAUUACUCCCGUAACAUCCCAUAACCAACAGCUCACCAGCAAUAAUUACUCCCGUAACAUCCCAUAACCAACAGCUCACCAGCAAUAAUUACUCCCGUAACAUCCCAUAACCAACAGCUCACCAGCAAUAAUUACUCCCGUAACAUCCCAUAAUCAACAGCUCACCAGCAAUAAUUACUCCCGUAACCAUCCCAUAACCAACAGCUCACCAGCAAUAAUUACUCCUGUAACCAUCCCAUAACCAACAGCUCACCAGCAAUAAUUACUCCCGUAACAUCCCAUAACCAACAGCUCACCAGCAAUAAUUACUCCCGUAACAUCCUAUAACCAACAGCUCACCAGCAAUAAUUACUCCCGUAACCAUUCCAUAACCAACAGCUCACCAGCAAUAAUUACUCCCGUAACCAUCCUAUAACCAACAACUCACCAGCAAUAAUUACUCCCGUAACAUCCCAUAAUCCAACAGCUCACCAUCCUAUAGCCAACAACUCACCAGCAAUAAUUACUCCCGUAACAUCCCAUAACCAACAGCUCACCAGCAAUAAUUACUCCCGUAACAUCCAUAACCAACAGCUCACCAGCAAUAAUUACUCCCGUAACAUCCCAUAACCAACAGCUCACCAGCAAUAAUUACUCCCGUAACAUCCCAUAACCAACAGCUCACCAGCAAUAAUUACUCCCGUAACAUCCCAUAACCAACAGCUCACCAGCAAUAAUUACUCCAGUAACAUCCAUAACCAGCAGCUCACACCAGCAAUAAUUACUCCGUAACAUCCCAUGUAAGCAGCUCCACCAGCAAUAGAUUACUCCCGUAAACCGUUUCCAUAACCAACAGCUCACCAGUAUAAUUACUCAGUAACCAUCCCAUAACCAACAGCUCACCAGCAAUAAUUACUCCUGUAACAUCCCAUCAUCCCAUAAUCAACAGCUCACCAGCAAUAAUUACUCCCGUAACAUCCCAUAACCAACAGCUCACCAGCAAUAAUUACUCCUGUAACAUCCCAUAACCAACAGCUCACCAGCAAUAAUUACUCCCGUAACAUCCCAUAACCAACAGCUCACCAGCAAUAAUUACUCCCGUAACAUUCAAUAACCAACAGCUCACCAGCAAUAAUUACUCCCGUAACCAUCCCAUAACCAACAGCUCACCAGCAAUAAUUACUCCUGUAACAUCCCAUAAUCAACAGCUCACCAGCAAUAAUUACUCCCGUAACAUCCCAUAACCAACAGCUCACCAGCAAUAAUUACUCCUGUAACAUCCCAUAACCAACAGCUCACCAGCAAUAAUUACUCCCGUAACAUCCCAUAACCAACAGCUCACCAGCAAUAAUUACUCCUGUAACAUCCCAUAAUCAACAGCUCACCAGCAAUAAUUACUCCCGUAACAUCCCAUAACCAACAGCUCACCAGCAAUAAUUACUCCUGUAACAUCCCAUAAUCAACAGCUCACCAGCAAUAAUUACUCCCGUAACCAUUCCAUAACCAACAGCUCACCAGCAAUAAUUACUCCUGUAACAUCCCAUAACCAACAGCUCACCAGCAAUAAUUACUCCCGUAACAUCCCAUAACCAACAGCUCACCAGCAAUAAUUACACCCGUAACCACCCCAUAACCAACAGCUCCUGAGCAAUAAUUACUCCCGUAACCAUUCCAUAACCAACAGCUCACCGGCAAUAAUUACUCCUGUAACCAUCCCAUAACCAACAGCUCACCAGCAAUAAUUACUCCCGUAACAUCCAAUAACCAACAGCUCACCAGCAAUAAUUACACCCGUAACCACCCCAUAACCAACAGCUCCUGAGCAAUAAUUACUCCCGUAACAUCCCAUAACCAACAGUAACAUCCCAUAACCAACAGCUCACCAGCAAUAAUUACUCCUGUAACAUCCCAUAACCAACAGCUCACCAGCAAUAAUUACUCCCGUAACAUCCCAUAAUCCAACAGCUCACCAGCAAUAAUUACUCCCGUAACCAUCCUCCAUAACUCAACCAGCUCACCAGCAAUAAUUACUCCCGUAACAUCCCAUAACCAACAGCUCACCAGCAAUAAUUACUCCUGUAACAUCCCAUAACCAACAGCUCACCAGCAAUAAUUACUCCCGUAACCAUUCCAUAACCAACAGCUCACCAGCAAUAAUUACUCCCGUAACAUCCAUAACCAACAGCUCACCAGCAAUAAUUACUCCUGCUCACCAGCAAUAAUUACUCCCGUAACAUCCUAUAACCAACAACUCACCAGCAAUAAUUACUCCCGUAACAUCCCAUAACCAACAGCUCACCAGCAAUAAUUACUCCUGUAACCAUUCCAUAACCAACAGCUCACCAGCAAUAAUUACUCCCGUAACAUUCAAUAACCAACAGCUCACCAGCAAUAAUUACUCCCGUAACAUCCCAUAACCAACAGCUCACCAGCAAUAAUUACUCCCGUAACAUCCCAUAACCAACAGCUCACCAGCAAUAAUUACUCCCGUAACAUCCUAUAACCAACAGCUCACCAGCAAUAAUUACUCCCGUAACAUCCCAUAACCAACAGCUCACCAGCAAUAAUUACUCCCGUAACAUCCCAUAACCAACAGCUCACCAGCAAUAAUUACUCCCGUAACAUCCCAUAAUCAACAGCUCACCAGCAAUAAUUACUCCCGUAACCAUCCUAUAACCAACAACUCACCAGAAAUAAUUACUCCCGUAACCAUCCUAUAACCAACAACUCACCAGCAAUAAUUACUCCCGUAACAUCCCAUAAUCAACAGCUCACCAGCAAUAAUUACUCCCGUAACAUCCUAUAACCAACAGCUCACCAGCAAUAAUUACUCCCGUAACCAUUCCAUAACCAACAGCUCACCAGCAAUAAUUACUCCCGUAACCAUCCUAUAACCAACAACUCACCAGCAAUAAUUACUCCCGUAACAUCCCAUAAUCAACAGCUUACCAGCAAUAAUUACUCCCGUAACCAUCCUAUAGCCAACAACUCACCAGCAAUAAUUACUCCCGUAACAUCCCAUAACCUACAGCUCACCAGCAAUAAUUACUCCUGUAACCAUUCCAUAACCAACAGCUCACCAGCAAUAAUUACUCCCGUAACAUUCAAUAACCAACAGCUCACCAGCAAUAAUUACUCCCGUAACAUCCCAUAACCAACAGCUCACCGGCAAUUAGCAGUCCAAGCAUCGGAUAGACGCUGUGGUUGGCGACCCAUGCAGUUUCGUGGCAUGGCUAUGAUAAAGUGUGGUGACAUACGAAAUGCAUAAGGGGGAAUACUUGGUGAACUUAGCACCAUUACAUGAUGGAUAUGCUGUAUUUUGCCAACACAAUGGGAUGUUUUUACUUUUUUCAAUAAAUGCUACAUUUUACUUACUUACCUGAAAGUAAAAUAAUAUUCAAUACAUUUCUAGUUUUAACAAAUUCCACGAUAUAUAAACAUUCCAAAAUAACAAUAAAUACUGUAUUCAGGAUAUGAUGGGCACAGAAUUGCCAGUCAGUUUUUCUAUUUAUAUAUUGUUUCUCUGAAGGGUUGCUCACUAAAGAAAUUAUUUUCCUUUAUUAAGCUUCCCUUUUAUCCAUCUGUAUUUGUUUUUUUUUAUAAAGACUCACACUGUGCAGCGUGAACCUUAAGGAAACGCUCCAAGACCAUUAUCCAUUACAGUGUACUGUAGUGGUUAUGGUGUAUGGAGUACUCUAGUGCUGUCACAGCGUAAGUAGUCUAAUUUAGAACUUACUUGGGAUCUGUCAGAAGCUGUCUUUCAUUGAUUGAUAAAGGCCAUGUAAGGCCGAAACGUCACCUGCCAGUUUUUCACCUUGAAUAAAGGAUCACGUUUGCUUUACGAAUCGUGCUAGGCAGUGUUUCUUUCGAUAUACUGCUGGCUUUUAGGCCAUGUUCCGUCCACUCCUCUGUGAUGGACAGUGUUCUUUUAUAUAUAUUUUUUCUGUGUUAUAUUAUAACACUAGGUUACAGAAUUGUGUUAUAUGAAAAUAAUUUUUUUUUUAAAAUGCUACAAUUUCAAUAUAGACAACGAAUGCAAAGUUUUUAUAUUCUUUAUGUCCAGGCAAGGAGUUGUGAUUACUGGACACGUGACCAGUCUCUGCUGCAGCUCUAAAACCAAGUCUUGUGCCCUCCAAACUGAAGAUGGUCAGAUCUGGAAGUAUGCUUGGGGUAAGUUCCAUGAGUGCCGUGGAAAAUGAAAUCUUCCUUCCAUACCAUAUUGGACCUACAUGUCUUAUUUUGGCAAUGCUGCGUUUUAACAUUUGCAUAAAUGAUACUAUGCUACAGGACAUGUUGGGUAUUAUCUUUUUUAUCUGUUGUGUUUCACCAGAAAGUAUACUUUGAGCCGUCUUUGAUUUUAAUUACAACUUAAUGCAACAUGAGACGUAUACAAAAGUGCAAUUACUCUCUUGCCAUUAUACUUUAAUUGGUCAUCUUACUAUAUAUAUAUAUACAUUUUUUUAAAUUUUUUUUAUUUGGCAUAUGUUUUAUAGGCAAUGACUGUGAUUUACACAAACACACUGUUUGUGUUAAAUAAAAUGAAACUGUGAAAAAAAUAUGUAUUUGUAAGGUGAGAAAAAUAUUUUUUUUACUGGAGGCAGACUUAUCACAGUUCUACAGAUGAGUCCAAGGGAAUAUAGAGCAUACCUUUGGACGGAUUACACAUCUGUUGUGAACUUCCCCUGCGUGUAGGAUGCAGCCACAGUUAGAUCCUCACUGGCCUUCUUCCCCUGCCCAUCAACUCCUAUAUUAAGAAAGAGUGCUUUUAUACCAGGUAUGCGGGUACAAGAUUUCAGAGGCAUAGAGAUUUCAGAGAUUUAGCUAAUGAAGCUGAUAAAGUUCGAGAAGCUGCAAUAAACCUUAACUUAAUAAAUAACAAAUUAGCUGGAGGGGGAAAGUAAAUUGUAACAAAAUUGCAGGUAGUGUGAUAGAGCGAAGAGAGCUCCUACAGUGUAGAAGUAAUGGUAAGUACAGAUCGUCCCUACACUGCUGUGCCUUUAAGGACACCCCUUAAAAAACUCUAGCCCUGGCUGCGAAUGAAUUGCUAAAUCUUUCUAAUUUUCUAAAUCUUUACUAUAAAUAUAAAUAAAAAAUAAGAGGUGACUUUCAAUCUUUUAUGUAAUGUGUAAUUUCCAAAGAAGUGACGAUGUCCCGUUAAAUGUCCCUCCAUAUUAACAGAUUCACCCACACCUGAAUUAAAGCCUUGGAUGGAUGGAAAAGGCCACAGUGUAAAAUUUCUCCAACCAUGUUUACAGAUUGCUCUAGCAACAAUAGCAGGAGAGGUAAUGUACUGUGGAUAUACUGUAUGUAGAGGGCUCCACUUUACUGGCUGUUUAAUAGUAUACACAUAUAUGUUUUUUUCUUUUAAGUUAAACCAAAUCUUGAAGCCAAUGUAUGAGCGAUAUUACAAAUUUGGGUGCCAUGUCUCCCCUCUAUGAUAAUAGCGACUACGCAGCAAUAGCUGCUCAGUCGCUAUUACUUUAGCAGACAUUCACCUACUUGCGGCAUGCCAAAAGAUGGCAUGGGGGAGUUAUGUGAAUCUCCACAGGCUUUUUUUUUUUUAAAGCGUUAUAAACAGUUUUGGGUUUUUUUUUUUUUGUUUUUUACAUUUCAUUUAUCACGGAUUAUUAUGUCCUGAAUAUAUUAUCUAUAUUACGUUUUUUGUUUUUUUUAUGUAAAAUUAUUGAAAUCAAUAUUUAUCAGCUACCAAUAACACUUUAAUAGAGGUAAUGUAAUCUGUUCGAACCAAGAAAAGGCUUACCCAGGGCUGAUAAACUGCUGGCAAAUGGCUGGAACGUAAUUAAGGCCUAUAUGGACAUACUAACUUAUUUCCUACUACUAUUUAGGCGACCCUGUAAACCAUUGUCCGCACCUGGAGUGUAUUUAUAAUAGCUCAUCCUGAAGCAGGGGUAGGCACAGUGGCGUACACACAAUACAUGGGGCCCGGUGCGAAACUGAUCCGUGGACCCCUCCCCCAUCCCUCCCACACACACAAAGAUACAUACAUAGGCAUACACAUACAUAAAUACAGACACACAUACACCACCCCGACAGACACAUACAGACAGACACACACAUACACACACACAACCGACAGACAUACAUACAGACACACACACAGACACAUACGCUGACUGGGCCCCCUGACAAUCCAUAUCCAAGGGCCGGGCCGCAAAAUGUGUUGGCAGCUGGUACCCAGUCUCGGGGGUCCGCAGGGCGGCUGGGGCCCCUAGAGUGACCGCAGCUGCAACCCCUGCGACUGCCGUAUGUACGCCGCUGGGUAGGCAACCUUCGGCACUCUGGUGUUGUGAACUACAUCUCCCAUAAUGCUCUAAUGGCAAUAAUGCUGGCAAAACAUCAGGAGAGAUGUAGUCCACGUCUGAAGUCCUGAAGGUUGCUCAUUCCUAUUCUAAACGAAAUUGAUAAAAUAGGUAAACAAACAUUGGGCUUCACUGACGUGUGUCUGUUUUUCUUUUUUGAGAGCGCUUGAGUCAAACGACCAUAUUUAAAUUGAAGUAGCCAAGUUAGAUGAAUUCACAAAUUUGGUAAAGUUUGAGAUUUUCUUUCUAUUUAUUUCUGUAGCUUAAACCUUGCGUUCUCCUCUCACUAUAGCUCACUGUAUAAUCAAUAAACUCCUGGCAGUCUGGCAAUUCCUUUGGCGGUGUCCUCAUCGCUUUAAAAAUAUAUUUUUUCUUUUAACAUUAAUCUGUGUAUUGUAGUAAAUUAAAAACCGAAGUUCAAAACUAGACUAAAAUAGGCAAAUUGGAAAAAGAUUUGAACUGUUGAACAUAAUUCACCAUUUAUUAAAUAACCCAUGAUCGGACUCUAGGGAUUCUUUAUUUUUGGGGUAUCCAUCAAUCCUGUGUUACUUCAACAAGAAAUACCUUGUAAUGAAAGUGCCAGUCGAGUAUUACAAUAAUAAUUGAUUAAUAUUUUGUGGAUCUCUACAACUGAUUAACUUAUAAACUGUUAUCUUGUCUUUUUUAAUUUUUUUAUUCUUAUUUUCUUUCUUUCUUCUUUUUUUUCCCUCAGGAGGUUGUUUUGGGUAUCACCAGUCGUUCUCGUAUGUUUAUUAACAAUUUAACGGUAAGCUCACUUGUGGUCGGCCUUUUGAAGUUUGCCUUUAAAAUACAACAUUUUAAUAAAACGAUUCUUUUUAACAGGUAGCUACAAACAUCACUUCUUUUACCAUACACAAUGAUUUUCUUCUUCUAACAACCCACUCCCACACCUGCCGAUGUGUCUCACUGGAAGACACCACACUGACAGGUAAGUUGCAUGCAUUUCAUUUUGUCUUUAUUUAGCAUUGUACAUCAUGAAGCCCAAAGCAUGACUUGUUUUAACAUCUUAAUACUGCUGUUCAAGCAAGACACAACUUUGUGUUUGAACUCUUUCUGUGUGACUUGUGCUAAUUCCCUAUUGGAUGUUUCCUGUCUGAUUUAUACUUUCCUCCGCUUUAUUGAGACCCAUUUCUCAAUAGAAAGAAUUAAAAAUGUAACUUCACUGCGAUCAGUAAUAUCAUGGACCCUGUAGACAGGCAAACUUUGGCUCUCCAGACGCUGUGGACUACAUCUCCAACAAUGCUCUUACAAUCAUAAUGCUGGCAAAGCAUCAUGGAAGAUGUAGUCCAAAACAUCUGCAGUGCCGAACACUGUCAUAGACCACAAGAGAGAAGUGGAACUUUGUUCUGAGCCUUUGUCCCUCCAGAAAGUCAGGGGAGGUCAGCGUAUCGCUCUGGAUACCUUGAACAGUGGGAGUAAAUAUGAAGUAUAGUCAGGGUCAUCCUGUGAUCAUGGUGUAAACCCUGUCUAGCCAUCCACGGCUUUGCACUGCUACCGACAUCCUCCUGCGGCUCAAAUGUAAGUCUGCAAUAAUAAUUUUAAUUGGUAGGCUUUAUUCACUUAAUUGUUUAUAAUUGAAUUAUAGUAUUUGAGCCUGAAAUAGCAACAUUGGAAAAUACCUUGAAUUCAACUGCGUUUUGGUAAUUCUCACCUAAAGUAAAUAAACCCUUUUCAAUGUCCUCGUGGAUGUGUUUGUGUGUGCACACGCAGCUGUAGAUAUGUGUUUGUGUUUAUAUAAAUGAAUGCUGAAUAAGGGGAAAAUGGGUGUGGGAGAUGUCGAAAACAAUGGAAAAGGAAUACAGUUAAUGCUAGCGAUGAAUCUAAUAUGAGCCCAAAAUCUCUAUCUAACCUUAACCUAAAUAGCAUUAAAAUGAAUGCUUCAUUGUUGUUAACAUCGUAAUUUAUUGUUAACAGUAGAAUAUUAUUUUAUGGUUGAUUAGAUCUUUGCUAUCUUUGUGUCUGGUUGUCUGUCUAUCUACGCACAAAAAAAUAUACAUGUACUACAUAUGUACUUUUAUUUCAUGUUUUUAAAAACCCUAAUGCACAAUGUAAAGGUUCCGUAUUCUCUGGCCUACCCAGGUUUAUCACUCAUGGUCAGUUUUAGUUUGCUGCUCUGUGAUUUAUUCAGUCCCCCUACCAAAAAUGAUAUGCUUGGUGAUCUGAUGGAGUGACAAAAGUGGUACAAUUUGCUUCACUCAUUUCCUCUUCCAGCAUAUUAUUAUAUGGCUGAAUUAAAAGACCACUAAAGUCAACCAGGCCACUUAAUCUCAAUGCAGUGGUCCUUUAGUUUUAUAGAAACUGCAUUGUUUAAAUUGUUAAAUCCACCUCUAGUGCACAUCAUCCUCACAGCCACUAGAGGCUCUUCUGUGGCACUGACGAGUAAAAAUGACUCGGAAGCUCCCAUAGGAAAGCAUUAAUGCACUUAACGUGCAUGCGCAAAAGGUCCAGAUUGCUCCUCUAUGAGGAGCAUUGGAUUGAACCAUCUUGGAGAAGAGACUAUGCCUCCUCCGUGAUGUCGCAGAAGCCGAGAGCUAAGCAGCGUCAAGGGAGCCUCGGCACUGGAAAAAGGCACAUAAAACUUCAUUUAUUAAUUUUUUUUCUGAAAACAUUGAGGUGGACCUAUAUCUUGCUAGGAAUGGGGGUACUAAAGUGUUAGGAAUACAGAGCAAUAUUUCUAAUGUUUAAGUCUUCAUUUAAGGGCAAAAGAUGCAAAUAGCAGCUGCUGUCCAGUUGUAUUGCUCCAUUCAAUCUCAGGCAGACCUUAAACAGUCGUAACACAGACAAAAAACGUAAUACAUGUAUUCAUACAGAUUGGCCAUUUUUAGUUUUGUUCAUUAAAACACAAACAAAAAAGCAAAACGAAUAUUCAAGUGCUUGAGUAUAAAUGUACACAAACUUUCCUAAUAGCAUUGGAAGCUCUGCUGACCAGCACCUUGAGCCCAAAUGAUGAGACUGUACGCAAAGUGGAGAGAGGGUCAAGGAUUGUCACGGUGGUUCCUCAGGACACUAAAGUAAUCUUGCAGGUAAUAUCAUUGUAUAAAUGGAUGUGAGUGCAUAAAAUCUAAGAACGUAUGUGUGUGAUAUACUAUAACAUUAGAGAGCUCAAAGUUUCCACUCGUCACUUUCUAUUGGUAAGUCGAAAUUCACCCCAGGGGAGUGAGCCAUGGAUCCUUCAGGCUUGCAGUGGCGAUUUAACUUUUACUGGCUGGUAGUGUAUGGCUUCAGAUUCUAACUCUAUCAUGGCUGUUCACAGUGAGAAUUCAAAGUGAAUUCAGAGGGAAUUUCAAAUUUAAGGACAAAAUAGCUAAACUGGAAGAAUUGGCAGAGGCAUGUUCUGCUGGGAAACCUUCCGUCCUGGCAUUCAUAUAGAUUUUACUUUGGCACGUACCACCUACCUAGAGAUUGUUGCAGACCACUUACACCCCUUCAGUGGCAAGGCUGUUCAGCAGGAUAAUGCACAUUGUCACGUUGUAAAAAUUGUUCAGGAAUGGUUUGAAGAACUUGACACAGAGCUCAAGGUGUUGCUUUGGCCUCCAAAUUUCCCAGAUUUGAAUACACGAGUAUCUCUGGGAUGUGCUGGAACAACAAAUCCGAUCCUUGGAGGCCCCAGCUUGCAACUUGCAGGACAUAAAGGGACAGUAUAGCCAUCAGAACAACAACUUAUUGUCGUUCUGAUGUAAGUAUGUCCCGCCAGGCUUUUUAAUAUAAACAUGACCUUUUCAGAGAAAAGGCAAUGUCUACAUUACUGUCUGGUAACACCUGAGUGACGACCACAAGCGGUGCUUCCUGGGUUAUGCAGCACCAACAUUCAGCAUCUCCACGCUCUGCAAGGAGACUUCUACAAUGCAACUUUACUCAUAUCGUUGCAUUGAUUCAAUGGAUCUCUAUAUGGAAAUGCUGAUUGGAGCAGUGCAGUGUUUUGUCACGCAUGUGCAAUAUCCUCCUAAUGCUUUCCUAUGAGAAAGCAUUGGAUUGGCUGAGAUUGUCAAGUUUGAUGAUCUCAGGCCAGGAGGCGGGGCCAGCCACGAGGAGACCCGCAUGGCACUGGAAUAAAGGUGAGUAAAAUCACCUUUUACUUUGCUGACAGGGGCCAACCACCUAAACUAUGCUUUAACAGAUAUUGACAGAAAUACAUUUUUGUAUUCCUGUCACUAUAGUGUUCCUUUAAAGGAUCUGCUGCUAAUGUCUUGGUGCCAGAUACCACAGGACAUAUUCAGAUUUUCUGAGGUUUAUUCACUGCACUGACCAGGAGGCCUAGAAGUUCUAAAAAGUGUAACUGUCACCAUUGAAACCAAUGGAACGUUCCAACUGCUUGCUCCUAAUUUAGAGUUUUUGUUCUUAAUACAUAACCCUUGCAUUUUGCUUUCGUCUUGCUUGCAGUAGAUUUUUGUAUAUCACCUAACGCUAGACAAUUCAAAUAGUGACCGUAUCUUUCCACAGAUGCCAAGGGGAAACUUAGAAACUAUUCACCACCGAGCACUGGUUCUAGCUCAUUUACGGAAGUGGCUAGACAGGUGAGUGACUUUAAAUUGAAGAAGUAUGAUAAACAAAUUGCACAUCAUUCAUUUUAAAAAUUGACACAUUAUCUGCCCUAAUGGUAUCAGCGUUAAUCGACAUAGGAUCAGUGGGUUCAGUCCUGAAUCCUAUUAUAGAGCACUUCGAAAUAAUAGAAUCCCCAAAAACAGAUACAUUAUAAAUGUCAUUUACUUCUGCCUGUGGCAGCACCUAUCAAAAAUAAGCUUUGUUCCUUUUCAUUCACAAUUUCAAAAUCAUUGCGGUAACGUCAGAUCAAAGGAGCACUAUAAUUGUUUAUGCACUUUGUGUUUUUAGUAGGAGAAACCACAACUUUAGCCAUUAAGUAUGGUCAUAAUAGCAGUUAGAGCUUACAGAUUGGAUUGACCAUUAGCACUGACUCUAAGAUCAAGGCAGCGCACAUUGUGAGCUCCCACAAUGCACUGCUCAGCAUUGCACUCUGCAUUAGAUGUCUGCACACUCGCAGUGGUUGCAGUACUGGCAAUGUGUAUCGCGUUACUGCCAGUAUAAUGUCAGUGUCAUAUUGUAACUGGCCAGUUAUAGAAAUGCAUGCUACAUGGCUCUAAUAAAAUGAUAAACUUGGUGAUGCCUCUUUUUUUGAUGGCAGAAUCCCGACUAUUAAAUCCGGUAUUUAAAUCCGGUGCAAAUUUGUAUUGGCAUGUGUCUACCUUGUGAAGAAAAUAGUUUUUUUUUUCACAAAAAUGCAAUAUUCUAAUUUACCGGUUAUAUUUCAGCUUGUUGUUUAAAGAAGCUUUUGAGUGUAUGAGGAAACUCCGGAUUAACCUCAAUUUAAUUUAUGAUCACAAUCCAAAGGUAUGCAUUUGCAUCUUGUAUACAUAUAUACACGUUUAAUUAAGUCUUCAAUAACUCUUUCUUAAUAACUAUUAUAUCUUGUUACAGGCAUUUCUGGAUAACGUGGGCCUGUUCAUCAAUCAGAUUGAUUCAGUGAAUUAUAUCAAUCUGUUUUUGACAGAAAUAAAGUGAGUAUAUUUCAGUCAAUAAAGCAGGUGGGAGAACUUGUCUUUGUGAUAUUUAUUGCCUCAGGCAGAUCCAAAUCUGGAUUUCCUCUGUGCUUUACACUGGUGGGGAAUUGUCAGAUUUUAUUUGGUCAUUCUUAAAAAUUAAAGUUACCCUCUCACCAUCAGAGGUUUUGCACAUUUUGCAAAGACUCCCAGAGGUGACAUUUCCCCCAAGGUGUAUAGCUGCCUGGGAGUGAAGAAAAAGGUAGUUGUACUUACCUGGUGAGUGAAGAAGCCAUCUUUCUUUAGCUCCUGCUGCUUCAUCUGCCAGGAGUUGCAUCACUGCUGUUUUCUUGCACAUGCGCAAGAGUUCAGCAUGAAACUCAAUGAAGGAUCCACAGGAUCCUCCAGAGACCAAAUGCCUGUUUUCUAUAGCCAUCACUAGCCGCAACCGUGGGAAAAAACUGUGUGGUUGCUGAAAUUCCAUUUUUAGUCAAGUUAUGUCAACUUUAAGACAAGAGAGAGUAGAACAUAUUUUAUUUUUUUAAUCUUUGGAUGAAUUGGAAUUUUAAUGAAUUAUUAUAAGUAUUUAGGAAGAUUUUAUCUCUAUGAAAUACUCAAAAUUAUGUUGUGGUAAGAGAGUGGCUUUAAAGUGAACCGGUCAUGGGACUUUAUAUCACCGAUGCCCGGGACAUGCAGUUCCAGGCGCCAAGCACAAAGUUUUUUUAUUCUUUUAGCCCUGCCAUGGGCAAGUAGCAAGGCCUUAAGGGAAUUGGUGUCGGGCAGGGAGUGUCUCUCAGUCAGUGUGUGUGCCACUGUGCAGUGUUUUUUGUAUGGGUCAGUCAGUCAGUGAGUGUGUUAGUGGAUGUGUGUGUUUGUGUAUGUAUUAGUCAAUGUGUGUUGGUGGAUCUUUGUGACAGUGUGUUUGUAUUUGAGUCAGUCAGAGUGUGUGUCAUUGUGCAGUGUGUUUUUUGUAUGGGUCAGUCAGUCAGUGAGUGUGUUAGUGGAUGUGUGUGUUUGUGUAUGUAUUAGUCAAUGUGUGUUGGUGGAUCUUUGUGACAGUGUGUUUGUAUAUGAGUCAGUCAGAGUGUGUCAUUGUGCAGUGUUUGUGUUAAUUGAGAAGCAUUUGAUCGGACGAUUCUAUUGACUCAGUGUAUGCGCAUUCUUUGAGCUGGGUAGGGGAGAUGUGGAUGGACUGGAGAGGGAGUGAAUUAAAAUAUAUAAUUCUGUCUGUUCACAGUACGCUGACGACAGAUGUAAGUUUUGCACAAAAUUUACAUUAGGCAUGUGUUUCGUGUGUGCAACUAACUCCUGGCACAGAACUGCAGAUUACUCUGCACAUACAGACUUCUACAUCCAUAGCCACUUGUAAAAGCAGAAGUGGUCAUGGUGGUUGGAGUAACCCUUUAAUAUUUUGGUUGAGCUUUUCAAACUAUUUUGCAACCAAACAAAUCCCAUAGAAUUUAAAAGUAACUUCUGUAAAUAAAUAAUUUUAAAAGCUGAUCCAAAAUGAUUAAAUCUCGUCCUUUAUUUGCUAAAAGAAAUUUACAUUUAUUUAUUGUGGCUUUGUGAAUUAUACUGUGUUUGCUUAUACUGUAUCUCUGUUCACAGAGAAGAAGAUGUAACUACUACAAUGUAUCCCACUGAAGCUGUAUCGGUCAAACCGCCAUCUCAGAGCCUAGACGUUAAAAAGGUGGACGUUAUUUGUGAUGCGAUGAGAGCAGCCAUGGAGAACCUCAAUCCCCAGAAGUAUGUACUCUGUACUUGCUCCUGUAAUUUGGGAGAUUGUCUGCUCCUUGCUCUUUACGUGAUUCUAAAUUGUUAACCAGAUGCCGUUGGUAGAAUUGUCUCGUCCGCAUAGAUUUCAGUGAUGUAUGUAAAAGUAUUAUUAUGGAGACUAGCUGGACAAGGUCAGCAUGAACAAAAUGUCUUUUUAACCAAUCGCACAUUGUUACUUCCACCAUUCACCCUUGAUCUCUGAAAUCUUUGAUGUGUUUUAGAUUUUGGUAUUUACUGUAACUUUAAGAAGAAAUAAAAACCUUCCUAAAAUAUAUAUCAUCCUUACCCAUAAAACAUAUUGUAAUAGUCAUUUCAAAAUAUAUUUAUUUAAAAAGAUAUCUAUUAGCCGAUCCAAUCGUUGGGCUUUCUCUUCGUCUUCUACAACUCCCAGGUACUGUUUAUCAAUACUCACUUCCUAUGUCCGGAAAACCAGACCAGAAUUGGAAACGGCUCUACAGAAAGUACAUGAGUUAAGAGGUAAUACUGGCUUACUUUUGUCUGAUUAUCUGUCGUGUCUAUGAAAACACACACUUAAGGGGUCUUAUCUGAGUAACAGAAAAUAAGAAAAGUAUAUUUUAAAAAAACUAACAAUUUUGGCCUAAUUUAUGGUUUUCGGUAGCCUUAAGAUUCUGAUGUUUAGCAAAUAAACCAUAACUAUAAAGAGAACUAUUACAUGUAAUGCAAAGUAUCCGUAAAGGUAGAGUGAGCUGAAAAAGUUAUAUAACAAACUUCUUAUGACAACAAAAGGGACAUAUAAUUGUAAUGUAUCAGAAGUAACAUUAGGUUUUAGAUCUGCAUUAUUGUGGCGCUAAAAUGAGCCAAAGGCAAGUUUCUUGUUAAAGGGGCACCCCCAGUCUCUUAAAGUACUUCAGCUUGCAGAUUUAAAUAGAAAUUGGCACUUUUAGAUAUUAGCCUUGUAACACCCCCUUAGCGGUCAAUCAGACAGUCAGUGCUGUUACUUGCUUAGCUCAGUGGAGCUAAACUCAAAAAGCUGGCAAUUGCCCAGAGCACCUGCCUUGCAAAGACUUCUCAUUAAACCGCUCAUUGGGACGUAUAUGAUUGGACAGCCACAGAAAGCCUGGGCAGGGUUAGAAGGGGAGUGCUUGCAAGGGCUGCAAAUGAGAUCUGCCGCUCUGGUCAAAUUCAAGAAAGUGUUUAUGCACCAUCCUCUUGGAGAAUAUAUCUCUAUAAGCGGUUCUGAUAUUAGAUAGGUGGCCAAUAAUGCAGACAGUCAGCUGGAUAAAAUUGGAAAUCACUGUGCAUUCGUGGUAGUUCCAUAUUAUCAGCGCAACCCUUGGUGCCAGGAAGACCAUUACUAUGGUGCCAGUGCACUGUAGGAAUUCUAACCCCUACAAUUAGUUGCUGUGAUAACCGAACCACAUACAAUUUAUUUGCACAUGAAGGUAGAGUAUCAAUUAUCUCAAAAUCAGUCCUAUAUUCAUCAUUUAGUAUUUUGUUUUUAUACCUCCUAUGUUCUUGCCGAAUGUUUUUUGGUGCUUAAUCUUCCACAAUGUGUUAAAUGACUGGCCAGCCACAGUGCAUGAAAAUUUCUCAGUCGAGGUGCUUCUGACAACUCCAUUCAUUAUUGUCACCUUCUAUGGUGACAAUAAUUAGUCCAAUAUUAGUAAAACAUAUCCUGAUAGAACCAUUUCUCUUCCUUUCAAAGAGAAUCCUCCAUCUACAGAAGCUGUGAGCGCGGAAGAAGCAUUAAAGUACCUGCUAUUCCUGGUGGAUGUCAAUGAGCUGUAUGACCAUUCCCUGGGGACAUAUGACUUUGACUUGGUCAUCAUGGUGGCUGAGAAAUCCCAGAAGGUCUGUGUGCUUUAGAUGUUUGGCAUAUGUGUUACAGGACCACUCUAGCAAACAUACAGACAUUUAUUCCUAACGCUAGAAUAUUGUUAUAACUAUUUCGAUUAUGGAGCCCCCCAAAUUGCAGCAUAUUACUUACUUUAUUUCCCCUGAUGCACCAGUCUUGUCUUGGUCACCCAGCAGAGGGAAGCAUUGGGAGGCUAGUGAGUCAAUCAGCAUCUCCUCAUAAAAUGGAUAAACUGAAUGGAUCUUUAUGGGAAGCGUAUGGCGUCUCCAUGCAGAGCAUUGGCCAUAGAAUUUGCCACCUUAAAGUAUUCCUGACCCUAUAGUGGUAAAACCGCCAUCUAGCCCCCUGGUACCCAUUGCCUACCUAAAUAUAGUAAAAUCUUACUUGUAUUCAAGUCUAAAGAUCCUGGCCCUGCCCCUGUCUGCUUUUGAACUGCCUCUGCCUGCUGACAUCAUCAGAAGUGGUGGCCUGAUCCAGUCACAGUGCUUCCCCAUAGGAUUGGAGAAUGACAAAGAGGCAGAUCAGGAGCAGAGCCAACAUGAUUCAAACACAGCCCUGGCUAAUCAGCAUCUCCUCAUAAAUUGAAUCUCUGAGGAAAGUUCAGUGUCUGCAUGCAGAGGGAGGAGACACUGAAUGUUUGGAUGCAUUUUAGGCAGCCAUGACCCAGGAAGCAUCUCUAACAGCCAUCUGAGGAGUGGCCAGUGAAGUUAUCACUAGGCUGUAAUGUAAACACUGCAUUUUCUCUGAAAAGUGACCUUGCUCCUAAUAGAGGUAUUACUAGACUGCAGUGUAAACACAAUCGUUUCUCAGUAAGGGAAAUGUUUUCACAGCUGAUCCUGCAGGGACAAUCUCUUUGCCCUAGAAGAACUACAUUAAACUGUGGUAGUACUGGUGCCUAUAGUUUCCCUGUAAAUCAGGGGUGGGGAACCUUCGGUCCUCCAGAUGUUUUGGACUACAUCUCCCAUAAUGCUCUUACAGCCAUAAUGUUGGCAAAGCAUCAUGGGAGAUGUAGUUCAAAACAUCUGGAGGGCCGAAAGGUUCCCCACCCCUGCUGUAAAUAAACAAGCUGCAGGACAUGAUACUUUACAAAAAGUUGUUGACUGAUUUCGUUUUUUACCUUUUUUUUAGGAUCCAAAAGAAUAUCUUCCCUUUUUAAAUAAACUUAAAAAAAUGGAAAUGAAUUACCAAAGAUACACAAUUGACAAACAUCUUAAACGAUACAAAAAAGCACUUGGACAUCUCUGCAAAUGUGGUAGGUUUAUUAUUUUAAAACCUUUCAAAACAAAAAACAAUUGAAUUAAUUUUUGUGAAUUUCCAACGGUUAUGUUAAAGCCACAAAUAUAUGUGUGUGAGAGAAGAUAAAUAAAUGUACACAGUGCUUUCUGAAUGGGAAGGUACAUUGCUGGACCCAGACUCCAGCGGGCGUCUAAAACACCUGGGAUUAUAAACCUCAAACCAUAGGUGAUCCAGUUUGUAACAACGAAUUGUGCGUAUGUGCACUGGAACUGGGAUGAUUUUUAUAGUACCAUGUGACACCGUUAUGAAGACAUUAUGGAAAAAUGGGCAGUUUUUCAUUCCACUGCAUUGGAAGCGUGUUUAGACUCCCUUGAGCAAACCUAUUACAGGGGGUGCAAUUACCAUUGCUUAUGCUCAACCAAAGAAGAAUGGUGUCUGGAAUGUGACAUAUGUUAUAUAUUUUUAUACAUUCAUAUUAAAUUAGAUCAAUUACUCAAUAUAUAGGAACUGGAGAGGGUUUGACUCAACAUACACUUUGGCACCACAUGUGCCUUAUUUUUUUGCAGGAAGGGUAUAUACUAGACGUGUGCAAAGAUUUGUUUGGAACUUUCGUCCAAAUCGCGUGACUUUUAAUCCUCAUCCGAGACUUAUCUGUGAAGUCUUAUUCAAUCCCAGGAUGAUCGGUUUGUCCAGGUGUGGAUUUAAAGGCGUCUCCAAAAUUAACUUUUGUACAAGUCUAGUGUAUACCCUACAUCAUAAACAUGCAGAAUCUUAAUAUUAACUAGCAUUUCCCUGUACGAGACAAAACUAAAGCAUGGGUUUUUAUUUGUUGAAACAAUUAGAAAGCACGGGAGUGGAAUAUAAACUUUCUGACGUUUCUGCGAUUUAACAUUGGUUUAACCUUUGCAUUUUCAGGACCAGAACAUUUUGUAGAGUUUUUGAACCUAGUCAAAGAUCAGAAUUUAUACACAGAAGCUUUAAAACUCUAUUCAACUUCUACCUGUGAAUAUAAGGUGGGUAGCAGUUAGCAUGUUUGAACUACAGACACAAGAAAUGUUUUCAGUUAAUUAAAUGAAAUUUCUCUUGAUUACAUAAAAAAAAUUAUUUUACCAAAUAGGCAAAUCCCCCAUUUUGCCAUCACAAGGUGAACUCUAGAACUGGUUUAGUAGGUAGCUUUUUUUUAAAUGAUGCCUUAUUUUUAUUUAGCUUGCAUAUAUUGUUAAAGGAUUACUAUAGGCAAUAAACUUUAGCUUACUAAAGCAGUUCUAGUGUAUAGAUUCUGUCCGCUAUAGUCUCACUGCUCAAUUCUCUCCCAUGAUGGGUAUAUAACCUCUAACCUCGCAUUUAAAAAAAAAAUUUUUUACAGGCAAUCAAUGAUGCAUAUGGAGAGCACUUGAGUUCAAAGCAUCAGUAUGAGGAAGCAGGUCUGAUCUUUGCUCGCUGUGGCAAUCACAAGGCGGCUCUGGAUGCUUUUGUCACUUGUAAUAACUGGCAGCAGGUCAUGUGCACGGCUUCUCAACUCAAGUAUUCCAACACCGAAAUAGCUGCUUUGGCUAGAAGUGUGGCCGGUGAGUGAGAGAUGACUCGUGGUGUGGUAAUACCAGCCAAUAUUGACCGCAUGUAAUAUUCAUUUGAAAUGGAAAGUAAACCAUUGAACUGGUCAGAAAAAUAAAAUCUGUAAAGGCAAAUUAAAAUAAUAUAUGCUAUUUUACUCAUGCUGGUCCUGGUAUAUUUCUCUCCUGCUCCUGACUCCCCUGAGUUAGUGACAGUUCUAAGUGACGUUCCCCCAUAACUGGUCUUGCAUUUUAGUAAAUUUUUGUGUGUAAAAUCUAUAAAGGGGGACCUACCAACACAACUUACAAAAAUCUCUACUCCAUGUAAAUUACCGUUUACGUGGAACAAAAAAAAGUGCAAAAUGUAGAAGAGAAAUAGAAAUGAAUUGCCUGCUAAUAUCCUGGCGUUUUUCGACGAUGUAUUGCUGGUUUGAUGUAAUGCAUCUCUUUCUCGUUCUGCUUAGAUAAACUAGUUGAGCAGAGGAAGCAGGCUGAUGCGGCGGUGCUUCUAGAACAGUAUGCUGAGGUAUGGUUCCUCUGGCCUUUCUGGAGAUGCAAAUAUAUUUUCAUGUGCAGUAACUUCUUUAUUUACAUAGAAACAUAGAAUGUGACGGCAGAUAAGAACCAUUCGGCCCAUCUAGUCUGCCCAAUUUCCUAAAUACUUUCAUUAGUCCCUAGCCUUAUCUUAUAGUUAGGAUAGCCUUAUGCCUAUCCCACGCAUGCUUAAACUCCUUUUACUGUGUUAACCUCUACCACUUCAGCUGGAAGGCUAUUCCAUGCAUUAUCUUUUUUCAAAAUGGUUUAAAUCCCUUUAAAGGCAGACAUGCUUAGCAUUUUGUUCCAUCAAUGCGCAUGUGAUCUAAUAUGGCAAACAUUUUUUAGGUGAGGCUUAUGCUGAAUUAUGUAUAUUGUUGUUAAAACUUUGAAGAUUUGUUAAAAAAAACAAAAAAAAAACACAUCAUCAUCAUUUGGAGACCAGAAAACACUCAUAUUCUUUAUUAUGUACAAUGUGCUUAAAGAGAUUCUCCAGUGCCAGGAAAACAAACCCGUUUUCCUGGCACUGUAGAAUCCUGCAGUGCCCCCCUCCUUCCUUCUCCCCAUCCCAUGUCCCCUUCAGACACUUACCUGAAUCCAGCGCUGAUGUCCCUCUGUGCUGGGUCAGGCUCCGCCCACGCUCCUUCCCUGACGAUGUCCGCCGGUCGGGGAGACCUAAUGCGCAAGCGCGGCAAUGGCUGCGCGCAUUAGACCUCCCCAUAGGAAAGCAUUAUUCAAUGCUUUUCUAUGGGGAUUCCGGCGACGCUGGAGGUCCACAUGCAGAGCAUGAAAAGUCGUCCAAAAGUCAUCUAAGAACCCGGAAGUCCCUCUAGUGGCUGUCUGAUAGACAGCCACUAGGGAGGACUUAACCUUGAGAGGUAAUUAUUGCAGUUUAUAAAAGCUGCAAUAAUUACACUUGCAGGGUUUAGGGUGAUGAGAGUUGGCACCCAGUCCACUUCAAUGAGCAGAAGUGGUCUGGGUGCCUACAGUAUCCCUUUAAAAUCUACUCAUGCCAGGUUCAAUCAGUUGCAGAAGUCAUUAACUUUUUAUAGAACAUUAAAAACUGAAAUUAGAAAGACCGCAAUGUUGCAUUUACCAUUGUAACCACUAAUCUAUACGUAUAGAUAAUGGUCCUGUUUUGAGGCUAUAUCAGUUUGCCACCUUCCAUGUAGAGCGGUACAUUACAAUUAUUAUUUAUUCCAUUUGUUAGGACUAUGAAGAAGCCAUUGUGUUGCUGUUGGAAGGAGCGCUCUGGGAAGAAGCCUUGAGGCUUGUAAGAUUCAUUGAAAUAUUUCCGUGUUAAGUAAAAGUUUGUGCUUGCUUGGGCUACAUAUACUGUGUAAAUACUUCCAAAAUAUUACAUUGUUUCUUUUAGUUUGAUCUUUAUUUUAUUGUUUUGAUGCAGUUACAAGAGUAGUCCAUAUAAAUGUAAUAUACAAUAUAGCAUUAGACAGGAUAGUGUUUGAAGUUAUCACAAAAGAACUACUAACAACCAGCUGACAUAAUGCAGGCGUGUAGCUAAGACUGGAACGAUCUAUAGAGAGGUCUCCAGAGUGAGCUCAACUGGGUCAGUGGGAAUGGGAAACAAUGGCCAGAUAUGCCAGUAUACAUGUUGAUUAUGUGCCAAAACUUGUAAAGACUUUCGAUUCAUGCAUCUGCAUAGUAUGGAAUUCAGGCCCCAUCCCCAGUGUUGCCUUAUUUUGUGUUUUAAUGUAUUGUUGCUUUAAUUCAGAUCCAUAAAUACAGACGACUUGAUAUGUUGGAGACCAACUUAAAACCUGCUCUGUUGGAAGGUAAGGCCAACGGAAAUGCCACCAUGAAAAUGUAUUUAGCCGAUGUGUAUCCUGACUUGUGUGAUACAUGUGUGUUAGUAUGAGAUUAUUGAAUAUAUAAAUGAAUCCAUUUUACUUAAGAUGUGUGUAUCACCUUUAACCCCUUAAGGACACAUGACAUGUGUGACAUGUCAUGAUUCCCUUUUAUUCCAGAAGUUUGGUCCUUAAGGGGUUAAAGGAACAUGUCCAUGCACCAUAACCACUACAGCACACCACAGUGGUUAUAGUGCCAAGAGUGCCCUGGUGGUUCUUUCAGAACAGUUUGACAGCUUUCCAGGCGCCUGCCACGUCCUCCCAUGCUCACAGAAGCUCUUGCCUCUGAGUAAUCCCAGCAAUGCAGGGCCGCGCUCAUUGACUGUGAGCAGUCAGCUGACACUCUCAGCCAAUACACACAGCGGCAGCAGCCACCCAAAAAGGCUGAGUUAGUUGUCAAACCAUUCUUAUAGGACAUGACUACUUACUUUGAGAUGGCGCAUGGGCACUCUUGGCACCAUAAAUAUUACAACCUCUUUCGUGGUUACGGUGUUUGGAGUUUCCUUUAAAACAGAAGUCUAAGUUAUAUUAAUUGGGUAUAUGUACUACUUAUUAUGAAGUUAGUUGUGGGCUAAAUCUGCAUUGCACAGGUGGUAUCCCACAUGCAUUGAGCCACUGGGGUUUGUUGAGUCUAAAACAGCAAGAUGGUAGCACACUCAUACUGUGUAAACUAAAAAGCAAGAUUAAACAGAACGAAGGUGAGAGUUCUACUUCAGAAUCAAGAGAGAGUCCAAAAUCAGGUCAUGUUCCAUGCACCACAUUCCCAUCUGAUAUGUGAUCCUUAAGGACCAUAAGAAUUAUUUCGGCCAUUCAUCUGAAUGGGAUAUUAAAUGUGUUUAUUUUACUAUGUUUUCCAUUUGUGAUCUUUUGGAUUGAUAACUCUUAUUAUUUUUACUGAGGACUGCUACGUAUAUAUUAUGCAAUACCUUUUUAAUUUUCUGUAGAAAAUAAAUGUAUAUAUUUUAUUUAGAAAUAUUUUGCUAGUUGUUUUCUUCUGCUCAAGGUUUUUUGUUUUUUUCUUUGUCUCAUUUAGCUCAUAGAAAUCACAUGGUGUUCCUGGACAGCCAGAAAUCGACCUUCCUGCGUCACAAGCCUCGUUUGUCUGUGGUGCGAGAGUUGAAGGAGAAAGCUCAGCAAGGUCUUUUAGGUAGAUACCAGAUAUUUUUAGAAAAAUUUAUGUUGGUCCACUAGUGAAUAGAUAAGGACUCAAAACAUCCACCGGCCAUUGAAAAUUCAGCCACGGCAAGUAGAAAUAUCGAUAUUUUAAGACCUGGAAUUGAGUUUAGAGAGAAAGGGGAUUUUCAUUCGAUAUCCAAUGUAGCUUCGAUUCUCCCCACUGCCCAACAACAGAGAUCUCACUCCUCAGAAUUCCUUAAAGCACAACAUUCCAUGGUGCUCAUACUUUUUGGCCUAUUUGCUACGAUCAUCAUAUAGCAAUUAACUUUUGGCUACAGUUAAUAUCGUAAUGCCCACAGUUACAUGUCUUUCAUCCUACCAGUACAGCCAUCUUUAUGCUAUCUCCUUUAACAAGUCAUACACUUUAACCAUUUCUCUUUUCCUAAAACAUAUGGCUCAGUCCUUGAUACUAUUUUGUCCUCCUGUGUUGCAUGUUUAGCUGUCACAAUGUAAAGUUAUAGAACAAAUGUAUAGUGUACCUUUGCUUCCCAAACCUCGCCGUGAUGAACACUUUGACAAUCACUUUUUGUCUAAUGAUCCGACAACUGGAAAAUCCCGAACAUGUUCAGUUAAUACAAGUUGUGCAUGGUCAAUAUGUAUAAGCUCUUCCCGAUUUCUCUACCUUUAAUAGUGAAUAGCUUCCUUUUUUAUUGUCAACUUUAUUGCGCUUUGGUGAUGGCACUUCCCUCAAAAAAUAAAGCAUAGAUAUGUUCUUUGAUGUACAUUGUGUCUGAUUAAUCUGUCCUCUAUUGUCCCAGAUGAGGAAGUCACUGAGGGGCCAGACUCGGACUUGUUCUCUGAAACCAGUAGCAUCAUGACUGCAAGUGAUAUGAGUGGAAAGUACUCCCAUAGCAACUCAAGGAUCUCUUCGUAAGUUUGUUUCCUGAGGUUCUCUAAUCAAAGCGAAUACUGCAGUGGCAUGAUCUACACACCAAAACUGCUUAAUUAAGCUAAAGUUGUUUUGGUGACUGUUGUGUCCCUUUAAGUAAGCAGCACUAUUGUGUAUAUACGUCCACUGCAAACCCCUUGAAACCUAAGGGAGGACUAGGAUUAGCUGAGAGAAUCUUCUUAAGUUUUUAUCUUAAACCUAUCUAUGUGUGCUGUGUGGGCUUUUGAGGAAUAGCAACCUCCUAAUUUUUUCUUAUGCAGGAGGUCAUCAAAGAACCGCCGAAAAGCAGAGAGAAAGAAGCACAGCCUAAAAGAAGGAAGUCCUCUGGAAGACGUGGCUCUGUUGGAAGCUUUGGGAGAGAACAUCCGUGCGACCGAUAAACUAAGAAGUAAGUGAUAGCAUUAUACUAAAUACACAAUUAAAAUAUAUACUGCUCAUCACUUCAUUAGAAUAGUAAUUUACUUUUAUCCAGCAUAGGAGAUCAGCUGCCAAUGGCCAUGGCUUGGAUGGGCCACAGUGCUUAUGGGUAUAUUGAUGUAUUUAGAGAAGGAAUAGUUUAGCAUUUUACGGGUUGGAAUCUUGUAUGCAUUAAGUUAUAGGGUAACUGGGUAAGUUCAUUGUUUAUCAAUUUCUUCCGUUUUCUUUAAUCAUGGCUGUGCGUAUACAGGGUUAUUCACUGAAGUGAGACCUGAACAAGUUUGAUCCUUCAUAGAAUCCCAAGAACCUUUGGCAAGUUUUCGUCCCCCUCCUACCGUAGUGCAGUUUCAUGCUCCACUUUCCACUGGCCUAUAAUUCAAGCUUCAUUCUGCUUAAGUGAUAUUAAAUAGUUGUGUUAUAUCUCCGAUUUCCUGGCUUAGGUAUGCUUUUCUACAUCUUGUUUGAAAACACACACCUUAGACCCCCUAUACAGCUUAUUUGUAAAAUAAAUACUGACAUCAUUAUGAAAGACUCAAUAAUGUUAUCAACCGAAAUAUCAAAUAAAUAGUUUUAAAAAAUUAAUCCGCUUAUCUUUGCAAAUUAAACUCCGUGUAUCCUUUCCCAUUCUAUCAUGUUGUCUAUCUGAUUAGGUGAGAUUCACAGCCUGUUGAAAGUACUUGUUCUCUUUGAAUUUGAUGGUCAGUCGAGAGAGCUCCAGCAGACAUAUGAUGAGUUACUACAGCUCAUGGAGUCAUCCAUUCCAGAAAUCUGGACUUCGAGUAUCCUGCCAAGCACUGCAACACCGGUAAGUUUAUAAUUUAUCUCCACUGGGAUGUACAUUACUAAUAUUAAACGGACACUAUUGGCAUAAGAACAACUUUAGCUUAAUGAGGCUGUGUAGAUCAUGCCCCUGCAGUCUUGCUGCUCAAUUCUUUACCAUUUAGGAGUUAAAUAACUUUGUUUAUGCAGCCCUAGUCAUACCCCCCUGUAUGUGACUUGCACAGCCUUCCUUAAAAAAAAAAAAAAACACUUGCUGAAAAAAAAGCACCUAGAUAUUUUAGGUUCCAGUCUGUUUAAUCUAGAAUUUAUAAUCUACUGCUCUGUUAAUAGCCUUAUAGAGCCUCCUGUGUGUGAUAUAAGUUCAAUUUACAGAGCAGGAGAUAAAUUCUAAUACACGUUACAUCUAAUCUAAAAUAAAACCAUUAGUUUCAUGCAGGGUGAGAGAGUCAGAGCUAGUGUUGUGUGGCUAGUAUAAACAGAAACUAAAGUGAUUUCACUCCUAAAUGGCAGAGAAAAGAUAUUUAACUCUUAAAUUAGUAGUGAGACUACAGGAGCAUGAUCUAUACACAAAAGCUGCUACAUUAAGCUUACAUACUUAUGUGGUUUAAUUAUUAUAAAGGUAUAUAAACCAUACUGACUGCAUUUGUUUAAAUCCGUAUGAACCUACGGGGUUCAUCAACAUCCUGAACUGCACUGGCAAAUGCCGACUUCUGUAUUUUCUACAAAUAUAUCGCAGAUUUCUAAGCUUUCUGUAUAGUGAUGGCACGUGUUAUUAGAGUUCGCACGUCCCAAUUUUUGUAAGAUUUAUAAGAGUAAUAUUUGCCCUAUAACUGCCAACAGCUGAAUGCAAUGUCCACGUAAGACUAAUAAAUUAAUAAUUAGAACACUGGUAGUGCAGCAAAACCCCUGAGAAAGCUAGAAAUUACAGGGAUUGUAAAGUGCCUUUCACUUUAACGUAUAUACAAUUUCAGAGGCAGUGCCACUUUAAAUAGCAUAAUCCGUAUUUCAUGAACGUGUUCCUUUACAAACUGAUACCGAGGAGCUGAUGAGGUGAAAUCCAUUUGCUGUCAUUUUCUAGGUGCUCGGACCUCAUUCAACUGCAAACAGCAUUAUGAAUUCUUACCAGCAACAAGGGAAGAUAAAUAAUCCAACACAAGGUAAGAGCUUGGCAGAAAGGAUUCUGACACAUUGGGGGUGAAGGUUUUAUAGUGCAUAGUGGUAGGAUGAGAUACAUAUAUGCAGAUCGCUUUUAUCCAACAUAAUCACAUAUAUAGAAAUGUAUCUGGGAUCCCUGGCAACCUACAAUUGGUUCUCAUUUCAAAUUAAUGCCUCCUACUAAUUUUUACUACAGAAUCACUUCAGAUUCUGAGAAGAAACAGAUGGGAGUGCAUUCAUUUUAGUGACCAUAUUUGGAAUUUCGAUAGCUACACCAUUGGCUAAAUUCUAAACUGAACAGCAAUAGUAUCAGUUUCUACACAUCAAGACAUAGAUUAUAUAUCGUUAUCUAGAACGUAAAACAGGUUUAUGUCAUUUUAAGGAAACCUUUAAAGUACAGCUCUGUGAUCAGACAUGUGGUAAAAUAAAUCUACAAGUAACAAAUCGUGGUUUUCCAUCCACUAAAUAUAUUUUCCUAUAAUGAAAUAAAAUGAUCUGGUAAUAAUUACUUGUCCGUUUAAUUCUUAUUUCCAUCUUUUGUUGCAGAUGCUGAGCUGUUUGUUGCUCCAAAACUUAUGAAAAACGUGCAGUGGAAACUGAGCCUUCUUCAGUAACAUGACAACUUACCUUGCCCCUCGUUCUAUGGGACAUUAAGUACAAUACGAGAGGUAGACUGAUCCCCUGCAGUGCUGCAUACAUUAUAACCGUAGCCAGUGAGGACUCCCCACACUGCAAGAUGGCAUGCAUGCUGGAUAUAUUUAAAUAACCCUUUUUAUGUUUUGACUGGAAGAGAUUUCAUUGCUUUACUUAUUUAGGUGUAUAUUAAAAUACUUUUUUUGUUACACUA
Molecule: messenger RNA, 48630 nt
Organism: Pelobates cultripes (western spadefoot toad)
Lineage: Eukaryota; Metazoa; Chordata; Amphibia; Anura; Pelobatidae
Source: the annotation of a GenBank genome assembly